Messenger RNA from Podarcis lilfordi (Lilford's wall lizard), 82157 nucleotides. NCBI's taxonomy places the organism in Eukaryota, Metazoa, Chordata, Lepidosauria, Squamata, Lacertidae. The record is from the annotation of a GenBank genome assembly.
GGCGCAGUUGGUGCGUCCCCCGCUCCUCCCCCCCCCCUCCGCCGCUCGGUGCUGCAGGGAAGGCGAAGCGGAGGCGGCGGGUGCUGCUGGGCUGACAGGACAAUGGCGCUGCUCCCCUCGGCACGGAACCCCCUGCUGCUGCCCCCGGCCCGAAGGGGGCGCCCCAAGGCCCGAGGAGGGGCCCAGCCCAGCGUCAGGUGAGGAGGGGUGGGGGGCGAGGGAGGGGGGAGGUGACAGGGGGGCUGCCCUGGAGAAAGGAGAGGAGGGGGGAGGAGGGAGAAGGGAGAGAGGUGGGGGGGCAGGGGGGAAGGGGUGGGAGUGAGGGGUGGGUGGGGGGAGACGAGGAGGGGGACGCGGGGGGAGGGGAGGGGAGCAGGGGGUGGGGUGGGGCUGCCCUGGGUGGGGUCUAGAGGGAGUGGAGGAAAAGGUUAUGCAAAAGUGGGGGUGGGGUGAACAUGCAUUAUUUCAUACAUGCAUAUAUAUAUAUAUAUGCGCACACAUAUACAUACACACAUAUAUACACGUAUAUGUAUAUAUUGUCUUCACCACCAUAAGGUCCCAGGGCAGGUUGCCACCCGCACAAAAUCAAAAAUCCCAUGAAACAAAGCCAGAACAUGUGGCCUUAAGCAACAAAGGAGGUGGCCUUGCAAAAAAAAAAAAAUCUUAUCUGCCUGAGCAACUGUCAAAGGGUUAGGGUCCUGCGGGGUGUAAGGGGUGGGGAAUGCCAUGAUGCAGAUAUUCAGGGGGGUUGCUUUGGUGCAGGUGUGGGGUGAGGGAUGCCUGGGGAAGGGGUGCUUUGGUACAGAAUCGGGAUGCAGUAUAUCUAGGGGUGUCAAUAAGGGCAAGGGGUAUCUGGGAGGCUGGGAAUAGGGGAGUUGUGCAGGCAAGAGCUGAGGUUGGGAAGGGUUAGGGGGCGCUGGCAGUAGGUGCUGCUUGAGGGAUGCAGGGCAGGCAGUGGGGAAGGGCUACAGGAAGAUGGUGAGGGGCCUGGUGGGGGGGUGGACAUGAGCUUUGGGUGGAGCUGAGGUGGGUUCUGUUGGAGGGUCUGCCUUGCUGCAGAAAUAUGCAGAGGGUCAAUGAAGGAGAGGGGCUGUUGGGUCCAGGUGGAGGAUAGUAUGGCCAACAUGGGGUCACCUCAGCACAGAAUAUGCAGGGGGGUGAGUAAGAGUUGUAAGGAGGCUAGAGGGUAAGAUGUGUAGGGAGUGGGUCAUUGGGUGGUGGGUCCAGGAAGGGUAAGGGCUUUGUUGCAGAUGUUUACAGAAUACAGGAAAUUGGUGUGGGGUAGGAAGCACAGGGGGCACCCAGAGGCAGGAAGGGUGUGGAUGCAAGACUGGGGAGCUGCCUUACCAGUUUGCAUUUGGCCCUCUCCGUCAGGGCUCACAUUGGUUUUGUGGCACCCUUUUUCAGGGACCAAAUAAUUCAAAAAAAUUAAAGUCUCACCUGAGCAUACCCUUGGGAGCAGAUCCUGUUGAUUUGGGUUCCAGGCAAGUUUAGGGUAGUAGAUCAAAUUCCUAGUUAUUCUACCCGCACCCCACCCCCUGACAAAGUGUAUUCAGAGAGCUAAGAGUUUGCCCAGGGCCCAACCCCUAUGUGGGUGAGUAGUUAGGUUGAUAACAGAGGUUGGAGAUAAGUGUGCAUUGAGAUACCAGUUACUGAAGGCAGCUAGUAGGAUGAGUUGUGUGUGUGUGUUGCAGUGUCUGGGCCAGUAAGCAGUGCCCUGUGGAUGCAUUUGAGCUCUCCUGGCACCUUUUCGAGUUGUCGGUUAUCAGUCUAUCAGGCAAGAGUCAUAGAAUCAUGGGUUGAGGAGAGAAGAGUCUUGGCUGCAUGCCUUGGGUCCAGUACAGUUUCAAGACGGAAGUCUUCAAGGGAGUCAAAGAGUGUGAUGGAAAAUGGCUGGUGUUGGUGUGGGACUGAAAAUAAGACUUGGGAACAGGUAGUCUCUUGGAUUGUUUCCCUAUCCUUCAUGCAGGAUAGGCUGAUGGAGGGAGGUGGAGAAAGCUGUGGUGGUGGGUUCAGAAUGUUUGGGACACGUCAGAUUGGUGGAGGCUCUAAUAAGGAGGUGGGUUGUGGUGGUGAUGGGACUUUAGGAUGGGGCAGUUUGGGAGGGUGCAUGUUUGAAGUGGUUACUUUGGGGGAAAGGAUGUAGAGAGGAUAUAAUAAUAAUAAUAAUAAUAAUAAAUUUUAUUUAUAUCCCGCCCUCCCCAGCCAAAGCCAGGCUCAGGGCGGCUAACAACAAACAAAUAAUCAAACAAUCAAAUAAUCCAACAUUCUAACAUUUCAUUAUAAAAUUAAUUAAAAUCAAAUUAAUGGCAACCGUUAAGCAAAGUUCUGUGCAGGUUGCCGGAGGUGGAGUCAGGCUGGGCCCUGACCAAAGGCCUGGUGGAACAACUCUGUCUUGCAGGCCCUGCGGAAAGAUGUCAGGUCCCGCAGGGCCCUAGUCUCUUGUGACAGAGCGUUCCACCAGAUUGGAGCCGCAGCCGAGAAAGCCCUGGCUCUAGUUGAGGCCAGCCUAACUUCUCUGAGGCCUGGGACCUUCAGGAUGUUUUUAUUUGCAGACCGUAGGUUCCUCUGUGGGGCAUACCAGGAGAGGCGGUCCCGUAGGUACGAGGGUCCUAGGCCGUAUAGGGCUUUAAAGGUUAAAACCAGCACCUUAAACCUGAUCCUGUACUCCACCGGGAGCCAGUGCAGCUGGUAUAGUACCGGAUGAAUGUGAUCUCGCAGCGAAGACCCCAUAAGGAGUCUCGCCGCGGCAUUCUGCACCCGCUGGAGUUUCUGGGUCAGUCUCAAGGGCAGCCCCACGUAGAGCGAGUUACAAUAAUCCAGUCUGGAGGUGACCGUCGCGUGGAUCACAGUGGCUAGGUCAGGGCGAGAGAGAUAAGGGGCCAACUGCUUAGCUUGGCGGAGAUGAAAAAAUGCCGCCUUUGUUAUAGCUGUAAUCUGCGCCUCCAUAGAGAGGGAGGUAUCGAAGAUUACACCCAAACUCUUAACGGACGGUGCUGGCACCAAUUGCACCCCCGCAAGAGAUGGGAGUUGCCCCCCCAAUCCCAUAUCGUCCCGUCCCAGCCAGAGGACCUCUGUCUUCGAAGGAUUUAACUUCAACCGGCUUCACGUAACCAUCCAGCCACAGCUUCCAAACAUCUGGUCAGUGUGUCUGGGGCCGAGUCAGGAUGGCCAUCCAUCAACAGAUAGAGUUGGGUGUCAUCGGCAUACUGAUGGCAACCCAGCCCAAAACUCCGGACAAGCUGGGCGAGGGGGCGCAUAAAGAUGUUAAAAAGCAUCGGGGAGAGUAUCGCACCCUGAGGCACUCCACACACCAAGGAGUGGCGGGAUGACAAUUACCCACCAAUCGCCACCCUCUGUCCCCGACCGGAGAGAAACGAGCGCAGCCAUUGAAGGACUGUGCCCUGGAUCCCCACGUCGGCAAGGCGGUGGUCCAGGAGUUCGUGAUCAACCAUGUCGAAGGCUGCUGACAGGUCUAGAAGAAUCAGCAGCCCCGACCCGCCUCGAUCCAGCUGCCUGCGGAGAUCAUCUGUUAGGGCGACCAGAGCCGUCUCGGUCCCAUGACCAGCGCGGAAGCCAGACUGGAAUGGAUCCAGAGCCGAUGUUUCAUCCAGAAACCUACCAAGCUGUUCAGCAACCGCUCUCUCAAUCACCUUACCCAGGAAUGGAAGAUUCGAAACCGGGCGGUAAUUGGAUAGAUCUAAGGGAUCUAAUGAUGUUUUCUUUAGGGGAAAUAUGCUUUAGGGGAGAGAUUGUAAGGACAGGAUACAAUGAAAGCAGGAGUUCUUUGGAACCACUGCUUCUCCUCUGUCAUUUGGAUGAACGUUGAGUAUGUUGGGCAACAAUAUUAUGAACUGGAAUAUUAAACACAAUGACAUUUAAAUAUGCUUGUAGAGAGCUGGAUGAGGUCCUGUACCACUGUAAAGACAGGGCAAUGCAUCCUUUAAAAUAGACUAAAAUAAAAGCCAAGGCGUUUUGGUGAGAUACCCCUUUGGAGUCUUGGAACGUGCGAAAAUAUUUCCCAGCAUCUUUUCUUUUGUUCCCAGCCUCCCCUCUCCUUUCAUAGCAAAUCCACAAAGCGAGGAUGAGAUCAAAUUCUUAAAAGUGUGUGCGCGCAUGCCUCUUAAGCCCUCCCAGACAGGCACAAAGAAUAGCAGCCUUUCUCUUUGCAAUAUGUUUACAUGGCUGCCUGUGUGAAGGUUAAAUUCCUCUUUCUUGUGGGGUGGCAAAUUAAAUUAGUCACAAGUGUGUGCGUAGGGGGGAGAUGCCUAAGGGGGGGAAUCGUCUGCAGGCCUGUGUUUUACAGUUGUUCGUGUGAGAAAAGCCCCGUCUCCAAAUAAUUCCUGUUCAGUAAUUGGAAAGAAUGCAAGACUUGGCUUCUGAUUUUUUUUCUUCUUCUGAGUUCUGAUUAUUUAAGCUUUUUUUUUUUUUUUUUAAAAAAAGCAAGCAAGCAAAUGGCUUCUAAUGAAGCUCUAUUAGCUUAGCAGAGCGAAUGACCUUGGGAAAGGAGCUGCUGUUUCAGAGCUACCUUGGGGAUUUGUUCCGGAGAAACAGAUGUAAGUAGUGAGCAGCCUACAACAUUUGCCCGCCCCUUAGAAUGUCAUCUGUUCACAUUCUCCUCCCAGAUCGCAAUGGCAUUCCAUUCCAAUUCCACCCCCCAUUCCUUGUUUAACUUAACGGUACUUUGCAAAUCAAAUGGUGCUAAGAGAGAAGCAGUUGCCUCACUGCAGAAAAUGUACUUCCUGGGUUGCUAAAUGAGCAAAUAUAACAGUGUUUGCACAAAGACUGGCUGUGUUUCUCUGUGCCUGUCUUCCUAUGCUACAACUGGAGAAAUGUCACAAGAUGAUAUUUCUUGUGUCUCUUUCAAGCACUUCAAAAUGAGCGGGCUGGAGCUAGAGUUUGGCACGCAAACAACCAAAAGCCCUGGCUGCCUGUCAAAAGGGAAAGGGAAACAUUUUCCAUGUUCCUUAAAUAAAAUUCCGUUAAACCGCUGAAUGCGCAGCUCCCAUAAAGCAUGAGAGCUUAUUUAAAUUUAUAAAUUCCCUCUUCAAAUGACAGUAACCGUGAAGACAUUUGGAGCCCAGAAGAAUGUUACAGUGGCGUGUCUCCUUCCCUCCUGCAUACAGGGGUCUCUCUAGCAAGCCCACCCUGGUCUACAUGGCUGGCGUCCUUUCCUUAAUGAGAUCUUCCAGGCCUCAGUAAACCAGUCCUGCUCAGUUAUAAUAAAUACCCUCCCAUUCUUUGCAUGCUCUCUUUGCUGCUGGGAGUGGAGUGGUGGAUAUAGCAUUGAGUUUGGGCCUGGAGGUGGGAGAAGCAUGUUCAGAUCUCUGCUGAAGUUCAAAUGUGUGUUCUCUUUUCCCAGACCACCUCUCCACCCAGUGACUUUAUGGGAGCUAUAGCAAGAUAAGGGUCCAUGCUCAGUUCAUGGUCAACUCAUACCUCUUCCACUCGACCCAUAUGUUGGUUCGCUCCAAUGCUGAGCUGAAUUGACUCUGUGAGCAUCUUGGAUGUUCAUUCUCUUUGUGAAACAUAUCCCUUUUCAUGUCUCUUUGGUUUUCCUUCUUUGAUGGUCUCCUAGGCUGCAACCCCACCAUUGACCUAGGCAGUUCCACCACCAUACUUCUCCCUCUUCUUUUCUAGGAUUGCUUUUCCUCCAGCUUGGCAUCUGAUCUUAGAGAUAGAAGCUGCUAUGUGGAAGCCCCUUACUAUAGGAGUCUUUCACUGCAAUAUCUGCUGCAGCAGGGGAAGGGAGACUUUUGGCUUGCAGUGUCUACUAGACACCCCAAGAUGUACUAACUGGAUUUGGGUGCAAAAACUUAAAAAAAUAAAUCAUUUCCUGAUUACCCCGGGGAAUGGCUCAGUGCCUGAGGAUCUUCUUUGUAUGCAGAAGGUUCCAGGUUCAAUCCCUGAUCUACUACAAAUCACCCAGUGAUCCAGUAGUAGAUCUUGCCCUAUCUUCUGCCUUUCCCUUUGCUACAGAAUGGCUUUUUGGGGGAAGAAGCACCCCAGAUUCUUUUGCACCCCUAGUAUGCCCUAGUAAAACACCCUUGCAAAUAAGUCCACAACUGUUGCUAGUUCACUUGACCUCGUAUACCCAUAGGUGUGGUGUUAUUUUUCCCAGGCAGUCUAGAUAGCGCUGUGGCCAUCCGUAUCAAAUGUAGCACAGCCUGUUGGCUGACUUUAUCCGCACAAAGACUUGAGAUGAAAGUGAGACACGCUUCUUGCCGGCUGGCUCUGUUGAUAUCUCCAAAAACAUCUCGCUCCACCCUUUCGUUAUAUAUCUCUGCCAAGCGAAAACAACAUUGAGUGCAUCUGAUGAAAUGGACUCUAUUCCAUAGAAACUUCAGCCACAAUAAAUUUGUUAGGGCAGUAUUUGGUGUUAGUCAUACUCAGAGUAGACAUACUGAAAGUAGCUUAAGUCAGGGAUCAGCAACCUUUUUCAGCAGGGGGCUGGUCCACUGUCCUUCAGACCUUGUGGGGGGCCGGACUAUAUUUUGAAAAAUAUAAAUUCCCUGCAAGCCGGUCCCGCAGCUGCCUCCGGACCUGGAGGAGGAACGCACUCUGGACGCUUCAGGUUACAUACGCUUCAGGUUACAGACUCCACUAACCCAGAAAUAUUACCUCGGGUUAAGAACUUUGCUUCAGGAUGAGAACAGAAAUCAUGCUCCGGCGGCGUGGCAGCAGCUGGAGACCCCAUUAGCUAAAGUGGUGCUUCAGGUUAAGAACAGUUUCAGGUUAAGAACGGACCUUCGGAACGAAUUAAGUACAUAACCAGAGGUACCACUGUACAAUACAGAACUAGGAAAUGAUGGUGAAAUGUUUUUCCCCCACUAACCUCCAGUGCUAAGAGAUCUGUGCAAUACUUUCCUCAUUUACUUAAAGCAUGGAACAAGUGAGCAUAAGAGACAUGCUGGAUCAGACCAAAGGCCUUCCUAGUCCGGCGUCCUGUUGUCACAAUAGCUGACCAGACAACCCCCCAAGGGGAGGGCCUCAAGCAGAACAUGAAGGCAGUAGCCCUCUCCCAUUGUACCCCAGCAACUAGUAUUCUCAGCCAUGCAGCUUCUGAUGUUGCGGGAAGUGUGAAGCCAUCAAUAAACUAAUAGCCUUAUCCUCCAUGACUUGGCCCCCGAUAUAGCUUUAAAAGGGGAGUAAGGAACCACCGCAGCUUGUGGUGGCGAAUUCUAACUUUGCUAUGUGAAGUACUUCUGUUCGUCCUGACUCUUCCAGCAUUUAGCUUCAUGGGAUGAUCCCAGCUUCCGGUACUAAAUGAGAGGGAGAAAAACUUCUUUCUAUUCAUUUCCCCCACACCAUCCAUAAUCUUACACACCUGCUUAUUGUUUCUCUCCACCCCAUUUUCUUAAAAUAAUAAUAAUGUGCAGUCUAUCUUCUCCUGCACCAUCAGACAUUGAGCAUGCACCUUCAUCCCAUGAUCUAGUGCAGUGUUCCCCAACCUUGGGCCUCCAGCUGUUUUUGGACUACAACUCCCAUCAUCCCUCGCUAGCAAGACCAGUGGUCAAGGAUGAUGGGAAUUGUAGUCCAAAAACAGCUGGAGGCCCAAGGUUGGGGAACACUGAUCUAGUGCAGGCAUAGGCAAACUCUGCCCUCCAGAUGUUUUGAGACUACAAUUCCCAUCAUCCCUGACCACUGGUCCUGUUAGCUAGGGAUGAUGGGAGUUGUAGUCCCAAAACAUCUGGAGGGCCAAUUUUGCCUGUGCCUGAUCUCCUUGCUGCAACUGUGCUGUUUGGCUUGUCAACUUUGCAAGCAAAUUCUUUUGUGUGCAGAAUGCUGUUUCUGCAUAAACAGGAAGAAACAUGUCAGUGACUCCUUAACCAGGCCAGCAGCUCAUCCAGCUGACUGACUGUGAACUUUUCAGUUAGGGAAGUUCACAGGAAAACCCCUUCCUCUAAGCCUGUAUAUAACGCUGUUUGCUCAGAAUUACAGCAUCAUUUUCCCCGCCUUGUAGAUAAUUGAAUAAUAGCAAAUUGUAUACAUGCUGAUAAAAUGAUCAGGCUUUGCAAAUGUUAGAUAACGGUUGUCAUCCGGGGACCUCACAGCUAACUGUGGUUGUCUGUAGAGAUGAUCGCAAUUCAGCAAUAUAUAAAUGGUUGAAGUAAUAAUUACUUUUGACACUUUCCCAUAACUCUGGUCUCUCACAUCACAAAUUGUCUUUCAAAAAUCAAUAAUGGGGCAAGCAUGGAGGGCCCCCUAUUUGCAAGGGGAGGGGGGGAGUCCAGUUGGACAUGCCCAUGCAGUUCUGAACUUUGUCUGAUGAAUGUGAGAGGUGGAUGAUAGCCAUAACUCUCUGUUGCUAGUUUUAUGGGCUGCUCUUGCAUUAUGUUCGUUAGCUCUUUGCAUUCAGAACAAAGGUCAACUCUUUGCAUGUCAAGGCUUGCCUGUUUGGCCAGCCUGGUGUGGCUUGAGAGUAAAAUCAUGCACUGGUCUGUUGACAGGGUUACUUGGUGUUUAUGAUCAAAGGGAAUGUGUUGCAAGUCAGAUUAGGAAUGAAACUCCUUCUGGGAGUACUCAAAGAGAAAGCCAAUCCUCCGGACCUCACAGUUCAGCACAAGGCACACCCUGGCUUGCAGUGGACGCUCAGCUUGAGUUCCAGCGCACAAAUGUGUCGGUGACCUCCUGGUGGCAACAUGGUGUUUUGGUAGCAGUCGUGCUGCCCACGUGAUAUCUAUCGCCUACUUUGCCAAGUGCCCUGAACUGAGUGAAAAAUACUUUUGUUUUCAGCAGGCACAAAAGGUGGAAGAUAAGUUCACCCAACUGGUAGAAAUGCUUUAAAGUGAUGAUGCAGAAAUCACAGAGGAAAAGUGAGUGGGCUGAUAGCUGGAGACAGAGAGAGCAUUUUGCAAAAUGAUGUGGAAAGAGCAAAGGCCUGCUUCUACUAAGUGUAUAUGAAUAGUGACAGUUUCAGAACUCCUGGUACAGUACUGGUUUGCCAGAAGACAGAUCUCUUUCAGCAAGCCUUGGCUCCCAACAGAUUGAAGUCCUUUUUUUAAAAAAAAAAUGAUAUUUAUUAAAAUUUCAGAGAAAAAAAGAAUUACACAAAAACAAAAAGUAAAAAUACAAGAAAAAUACAAAAUACAGAAUAAAAGAAUAAAAGACACUUAAAAAGAAAAAAAAGAAAAAUGGAUCAAUCUUUCCAUAGCUUACAUUCAUAUCCUUGUUUCCCUGACCUCCUCAUACCUCCCUUUUUUGUAUUCCAGUUCAAUUAGUUAAGUCAGCAAUUUCUUUCCCUCUUUGUUUUCUCAUGAUCCUUUAACUUAAUAUACUAUAACUUUAAAUUUUCAUCUGUUAUCAAUCCUUAUUUACAUACACCUUUAUAGCAUUACUGCUUAAACCACCUAGCUUCAUUCCAACAUCAUUCUAACAUUCAUUAAUUUUGCAAUAUUUCUGUAAAUAGUCUUUAAAUUUCUUCCAAUCUUCUUCCACCGACUCUUCUCCCUGGUCUCGGAUUCUGCCAGUCAUUUCCGCCAAUUCCAUGUAGUCCAUCACCUUCAUCUGCCAUUCUUCCAGAGUGGGUAGGUCUUGUGUCUUCCAAUACUUUGCAAUAAGUAUUCUUGCUGCUGUUGUGGCAUACAUAAAGAAAGUUCUGUCCUUCUUUGACACCAUUUGGCCAACCAUGCCCAGGAGAAAGGCCUCUGGUUUCUUCAGAAAGGUAUAUUUAAAUACCCUUUUCAUUUCAUUAUAAAUCAUCUCCCAGAAAGCCUUAAUCCUUGGGCACGUCCACCAAAGGUGAAAGAAUGUACCUUCGGUUUCUUUACAUUUCCAACAUUUAUUAUCGGGCAAAUGAUAGAUUUUUUCAAGCUUGACUGGGGUCAUGUACCACCUGUAUAUCAUUUUCAUAAUAUUCUCUGUUAAGGCAUUACAUGCCGUAAACUUCAUACCUGUGGUCCAUAACUGUUCCCAGUCAGCCAUCAUUAUGUUAUGUCCAACAUCUUGUGCCCAUUUAAUCAUAGCAGAUUUCACCGUUUCAUCCUGAGUAUUCCAUUUCAACAGCAAGUUAUACAUUCUUGACAAAUUCUUAGUUUUGGGUUCUAACAGUUCUGUUUCCAAUUUUGAUUUUUCCACCUGGAAGCCAAUUUUCUUGUCCAAAUUAUAUGCCUCCAUUAUCUGAUAAUAAUGAAGCCAGUCUCGCACUUUGUUUUUUAAUUUCUCAAAACUUUGUAAUUUCAGUCUAUCUCCAUCUUGUUCCAAAUUUUCCCAAUAUUUCGGCCAUUUGGCCUCCAUAUUGAACUUUUUUUCAGAGCUUUCGCUUCCAUCGGUGACAGCCACCUUGGGGUUUUAUUUUCCAAUAAGUCCUUGUAUCUUAUCCAAACAUUAAACAAUGCUUUCCUGACAAUAUGGUUUUUAAAUGCUUUAUGUGCUUUGACCUUAUCAUACCACAGAUAUGCAUGCCAUCCAAAUACAUUGUUAAAACCUUCUAGAUCCAAAAUGUCAGUGUUUUCAAGAAGCAGCCAUUCUUUCAACCAGCAAAAGGCUGCUGAUUCAUAGUAAAGUUUAAAGUCUGGCAGGGCAAAUCCACCUCUUUCCUUUGCAUCUGUUAAUAUUUUAAAUUUUAUUCUGGGCUUCUUGCCCUGCCAGACAAAUCUAGAAAUAUCUCUCUGCCACCUCUUGAAACAGUCCAUUUUGUCCACAAUUUGCAAUGUUUGAAACAAAAACAACAUUCUAGGCAAUACAUUCAUUUUUACCGCAGCAAUACGACCCAGCAGUGAAAGCUUCAAAUUUGACCAAAUUUCUAAAUCUUUUUCACUUCAGCCCAGCAUUUUUCAUAGUUGUCUUUAAAUAAAUUCCCAUUUUUUGCUGUCAUGUUAAUCCCCAGGUAUUUAACUUUCUUAACCACAGUUAAACCUGUCUCAUUCUGAAACCUCUCUCUCUCCAUUGGUGUUAAACUUUUCUCUAAAACCUUGGUUUUUAACUUAUUCAAUUUAAAUCCUGCAACUUGACCAAAUUCUUGAAUCAGUUCUAAAACCCUUUUGGUACUAGAUUCUGGCUCCUGUAACGUCAAUACUAAGUCAUCUGCAAAUGCUCUCAAUUUGUACUGUUUGGCUCCGACAUGUAUACCUUUAACCAACUGGUCCCUUCUAAUCAUAUUCAACAAAACCUCCAGGACCGAUAUAAAAAGCAAUGGGGAGAUUGGGCAACCUUGUCGUGUCCCUUUUUCUAUCUUAAAUUCUUCCGUCACCACAUUAUUUACAAUUAAUUUAGCCUUUUGUUCAGAAUAUAUUGCACUUAUACCGUUUUCAAAGCCUUGGCCUACCCCCAUACCCUGUACAGAUUGAAGUCCUUUUAUAGCAUCGCCUCUAACCGUCUCCCGUUUUUCUUCACAGUUGUAGCCGCCUUCGACAAAUUCAGAACAUCCUGACGCAGAGCAGCAAAUCCCAGCCAGAUGGAAUACUGUGCAUUUUGGGUAAGUUCUCCCUACUUAUUCAAGUGCACCGACAGCAUUAUUGAAAUGUGCAAGCUAAAGCCAGAAGUUGUGUUUCAGGAUCCUAGAAAUAUUCAAAGAGGGCUCAAGCAUUUGAGGAAUGUUACUUGCCCGUAGCAGCUGAAAUGUGUUGAUGAGUUGAACGCAGAGCCCCUUAGAAAUGAAUGGAACGAAGAGGUCACACAGUUUUAAAUCUCUGGCUCAUGCCAAGGACCCAUGUGCUUUUAAGGAUUUAGUGGUCUCCUAAGAAGCACAUAGAGACAAGGCAAACAUUGAGGAUGGGCUGUGGCUCCAUGAUGGAGAACAUGCUGGGCAUUGGAAGGCUCUGGGUUCAAUCCUUGUCAUCUCUAAUUGAAAAGGUAAGGUAGGGAGAUGCCUGGCCUUUUAUCCCUGGACUUGAAACUGGCUCUUCCCAAAAGACCAGUGUGCGGAAAUGGAAAGAAGUGUGUUUGCUGCUUCAAGGAGAGCGGAGCCCCAGAUAAAAUAAAUCAGGUGUCAGGGACUUGCUAGAUGAUGAAGAAUGGUGGGCGGCUUCUGCCAGAGAACCCCCUGCAGGCAUGGCCAAAUUUGACCCUCCAAAUGUUUUGGGACUACAACUCCCAUCAUCCCUAGCUAACAGGACCAGUGGUCAGGGAUGAUGGGAAUUGUAGUCCCAAAAAACAUCUGAAGGGCCAAGUUUGGCCAUGCCUGCUAGGGAAACCUCAGAAGAGGAAGGCUCAGAGCCAGGGAAGUGGUGUUGGGACAUGGAAGACAGGUCACAGGAUGAAGUGUGGGGGCAGAAUGCUUGAAUGUUGAACAAGCCACAGAUUUGAGUGAGACAAGCUUUGCAGUCUGCAUACUUGGAGCAGCCUUCGUUCUUGAAAGACAGAUACAGUGGUACCUCAGGUGACAUACGCUUCAGGUGACAUACGCUUCAGGUUACAGACUCCACUAACCCAGAAACAGUGCUUCAGGUUAAGAACUUUGCUUCAGGAUGAGAACAGAAAUCGUGCCCUAUUAGCCCCAUUAGCUAAAGUGGUGCUUCAGGUUAAGAACAGUUUCAGGUUAAGAACGGACCUCUGGAACGAAUUAAGUACUUAACCCGAGGUACCACUGUACAGUGGACGCUUGGGUUGUGAGCGUGAUCCAUGCGGUAUGCACAUUUGCAACCCACAGCGUUCGCAACCUGCGUAUGCACAUGCACGGGUUGCCAUUCGACUUCUGCGCAUGCGCGACCGCCGAAACCCGGAAGUAACCCGUUCGGGUACUUCUGGGUUUCGACGAUCUGUAACCCGAAAAAACGCAACCUGAAGCGGCUGUAACCCGAGGUAUGACUGUACUACAAAAAAGAGUGAAUCUCUCUUGAGUACUGGAGGCUGAAUAAUGUGACUGGCCUGAGAGAUUUGUCUCUAAACGUGGAGGCAGCGCUGGAAAAUUUUCAAGCAAUCUUGUCAUGCUUCCUGGACGGUCGUGAGUAAGGCUGACGGUGAAGUGAGUUGGGAUGUGAGACACUUUCCUGCUUCCUUUCUCCCUCCCCGUCCUCAUUCCAAAACGUAUUAUUAGAAGAAGGCUUGUUUUUCACUGUCUUCUUCUGUGUUUCAAGUUUGUAAAAUUUAUGUGCGAACUUGCGCUGCGUUUAACUGUGAACAUGCACCAAGGACUGGCUAGCAGAUGGGUUGGAAAGAGGAAGAUUAAAUGAGGUGCAGCUUGGAAGAAAAAAAGAGGCAUGGUUUUGCCUGAGUAGUUAAACAUUCUGGGCACUGUAUAUUAUCCAUCCAUGAGUCAGGGAGAAAUCUCUGUGGUAAGGGAAACGGCUAAACACAAUUAAGCAGGCUAAGGCUCAAUUUAGGAAUGCCUUGGGGGAAAACUUUGCAGUUUGCAUGAUGUGCCACUUCUAGCUGGCCCUGGAUUUUUUGGUUAAAUCUAAGCCAUGCAAAAGGGCGCUCGCCUGGACCCUAACUAGAAAGUUGCUUUUAGGUAGCUUAACCUAAACUUUGAUAACUCUCUGAAGUUAAAGCCAUUUGCAGGACACCAGGAAUGUGUCAAGAGGCUUUGUGGAGACUGAACUAUAAUUACUCUGGUAAAAAAUAACUGAAUGCUGUGAAGAAAACUGACAACCCAGGAGGACUGCUGUUCCGCCUGGCCUUUGGCUUGGAGUCAAUUUGAUUCCCUCCCCCUCUUCUUUUUUCCUUUCUCCUCCUGUGAUGAGGCUGCAUUUUAAUGUUGUAUUUAACCUAGAUUUUAAAGUUGUAUUCCAAUCAACUUGUUUUUAUUAUUGGUUGUUAGCCGCCCUGAGCCCGGCCUUGGCUGGGGAGGGCGGGGUAUAAAUAAAAUUUAUUAUUAUUAUUAUUACUAUUAUUUUGGCUUGAAAUAAUAAUAAUAAUGAUGAUGAUGAGGGUGAAAGAGGAGAGCGCAAAAUAUGGUCUGAAGCUCAACAUCAAAAAAACGAAGUUCAUGGCCACUGGGCCCAUCACCUCCUGGCAAAUAGAAGGGGAAGAAAUGGAGGCAGUGAGAGAUUUUACUUUCUUGGGCUCCAUGAUCACUGCAGAUGGUGACAGCAGUCACAAAAUUAAAAGACACCUGCUCCUUGGGAGAAAAGCGAUGGCAAACCUAGACAGCAUCUUAAAAAGAGGAGACAUCACCUUGCCAACAAAGGUCUGUAUAGUUAAAGCCAGGGUUUUCCCAGUAGUGAUGUAUGGAAAUGAGAGCUGGAUCAUCAAGAAGGCUGAUCGCUGAAGAAUUGAUGCUUUUGAAUUCUGGUGCUGGAGGAGACUCUUGAGAGUCCCAUGGACUGCAAGAAGAUCAAACGCAUCCAUUCUUAAGGAAAUUAGCCCUGAGUGCUCACUGGAAGGAUAGAUCCUGAAGCUGAGGCUCCAGUACUUUGGCCACCUCAUGAGAAGAGAAGACUCCCUGGAAAAGACCCUGAUGUUGGGAAAGAUGGGGGGCACAAGAAGAAGGGGACGGCAGAGGCCGAGAUGUUUGGACAGUGUUCUUGAAGCUACCAGCAUGAGUCUGACCAAACUGCGGGAGGCAGUGGAAGACAGGAGUGCCUGGCGUGCUGUGGUCCAUAGGGUCAUGAAGAGUCGGACAUGACUAAACGACUAAACAAGAACAACUAUUAUUAUUAUUAUUCUUAUUAUUAUUAUUAUUAUUAUUAUUUUGCAAAGUGCUAAUGGGCAGCACAGGAGAAGAAGGCAAGCAGGGGCACUCCAUCAUCUGCACUGAGAAACCAGCUGCCAUCAGGUUGCUGCCUGCAUCAAUUGUCACCUGGCGGUAGCCAUUCCAUCAGGCUGCAGAGGAAGGGAAGUGGGGCCACUCUGUCAGUUCAACUGCAAAACCAGCAGCUUUUGAUUCCUCCUCUUCCUUGAACUGUUUCAUUCCAGCUGGUCAUGCAAGCGCUUUGCAGCUAAGCCUUAAAAGUGUGCUAUUUUUCUUGACCUCUGGAAGUCUUUUUUUGUCUGAAGAGUAGGGUAAAAAUGCUCCAAACCCUGCUCUAAACAAUUAAAUUCACAUUUUUCUUUCACCCUCCAAGCCCGUUUUGCAUUUGUGUCACGUCUUUUAGAGUAUACAUGUCAAGGCAGAGGCUGACUUACUAAUCUUUGUCAGCUGCCCUGGGAGCCUUUUCAGCGGAAGAGCAGCCUAAAACUGCUGUAAAUAAUAAAAUCCAUUCUUCCCCAGCAAUGACCUCUUGUGCCCCUUCCCUUCCCCAUAUGAGUUAUCUCUAGAAUUGCCCCCUGGCACUACAGAGUAGCUUUUAGGUACUUCCAUGAUGAAAGGAGGUUGCACAGCCGACCAGAAUUAAUUUGCAAGGCUUGCGUCCGCAGAUCUGUAUAUUAUGAACGGUGCAAAUGUUGCUUAGAUCAGGAGUUAAUAGAGAUGUGUCAGGACUUGGGAGCCUUAGCUAGGAAUCACUCAGCUGUAUCUCUGGGGGCAAAGACCUGAAAAUAAGUGGAGCUGCUGCAGUAUCAAGAUGGGGAGAACCUCCUGAACGUACAGCAUGAAUUGCAACGAUAAAAUUAACGCAGAGCUGUGCUGGCAACAUUGGAGAAAAGGGGUGCUUGGCGUGUAUAUGUGUGGGAAUGUUAUAAUUAUUGCUGCAUUACAGUCGUACCUCGUGUUGCGUUCCACUCUUGUUACUGGACUUUCAGCUUACGAACGCAGCAAACCCAGAAGUGUUUACUUCCGGGUUCGCCGCCCGCGCAUGCGCAGAAGCGAUCUGUGUGCUAUGCACAUGCUCAGAAGCGCUCAAUCGUGCUGUGCACAUGUGCAGAAAAGGCGCUCUAGUUGCGGACUUUUCAGGGUGUGAAUGGCACCCCGAAACAGAUUACCGUAAGUCCACAACUAGAGGUAUCACUGUAUUGUGAUAGGUCUUAAUAUUUUUUUACGGCUUGUGGAUUUCCUAGGCUAAAUUAAAAAUGGGUGGGAGGUAGGGAAACCAGUCAGGUGUCAAGCCCACGCCUGGGGCACGAUGAAUGAGCAGAAUAUAAAUACUCCUAACUUGUAUAUAAAGAUUCUAACUUCCGUGCCUGUUCAACUCUGAGAGGCACCUGAGUGCCCUAGAUUUCUUGCCAUGGUCUUCCUGGGCUUUUGUCUGGCCCCUGCUUAUAAGUCUGGAUUUACUGGCAGCCUUUGAGUUGUAUCCCAGCGUAACCCCGUGUGAAAGCCGAGACAGAACAGUGACACAGGAAGCCAGGCUGUUGUGAGAGCUGCAGCUGGUUCCAGCCACGAAAGAGGCCGCCAGAUAUUAACUGUGAUCAGAUCCUGGACAGCAUUCAUCCUUUCUCGGGUAGCACAGGCUAGAUGGGCUAAUUAAAUGCUUACGGCACGACAUAUCAAAUUUUUCUGUGCUUGGUCCCAUCUGAAACCCCUUUGUGAGCCAUUCCCCCAAAUGCACCCCUGUUGCAUUUCCAGCUAGCUUCUCCUGAAAGAGGGUGAAUGUCAACCCCAGCCUGGGAAUUUCUGCCCCCUUCUGUUCCUCUCCUCUUAAGCUGGGUUUCAUUUUUCUAUUCUUUUCUUUUGUUUCAUUGGGGAGGAUCUGCUGCAGUCCUCAGCCUUAGGGAAAUGUUUCAACUCGAAUGUUUCAACUCGAAGCUGGAAAAUGCAUUUUAAAUGCAUUGCGGUCAGUAUCAGAAUUGUAGCAAAGGCGGAUUUAAGGGAGUACGACAGGUUUAGUCGCACCGGGUGCAGAGCCUUGGGAGCGCUGCAACUAUGAUGUAGAAUGGAAGGUGGGGGGGCACCAAAUUUUGGUGUCACACAGGGCACUGCGGAAAUUUGAGACCCCCAAAGUUCUGUUGCUGAUUUUAGGUUACCUGGGUAACCGUGUUCUGGAGGUAUUUCCCCUAGUCAUAAUCAAAAUAAUUUGCUCUAGCUUACCGGGCAAAUAAGCCUUACACUAACUGGUGGCUCUUUCUUUCUUUCUUUCUUUCUUUCUUUCUUUCUCUCUCUCUCUCUCUCUCUCUCUCUCUCUCUCUUUUUUGGGGGGGGAGACACAGAUUUGCUUACUUAGGUAUGUGUACAGAUUUGCUAACUGAGAUAUGUGCACGAAAUAAAUAAAAAAAUUAAAAAACUGUCCAGUAGCACCUUGGAGACCAACUAAGUUUGUUCUGGGGUAUAAGCUUUCAUGUGCAUCUUAAAAAGCAGGGACAUCACCUUGCCAACAAAGAUCCGUAUAGUUAAAGCUAUGGUUUUCCCAGUAGUGAUGUAUGGAAGUGAAAGCUGGACCAUGAAGAAGAACGGAUGCUUUUGAAUUAUGGUGCUGGAGGAGACUCUUGAGAGUCCCAUGGACUGCAAGAAGAUCAAACCUAUCCAUUCUGAAGGAAAUCAGCCCUGAGUGCUCACUGGAAGGACAGAUCCUGAAGCUGAGGCUCCAAGACUUUGGCCACCUCAUGAGAAGAGAAGACUCCCUGGAAAAGACCCUGAUGCUGGGAAAGAUGGAGGGCACAAGGAGAAGGGGACGACAGAGGACGAGAUGGUUGGACAGUGGAAGACAGGAGUGCCUGGUGUGCUCUGGUCCAUGGGGUCACGAAGAGUUGGACACGACUAAACGACUAAACAACAACAAGUGCAUGCACACUUCUUCAGAAACCAAUAUGGGUAGAUAUGUGUAGGUAGACUGGCUAGUAGACCUAUUGGCAAGGCCACCAUAUAAAAACAUGAGUUCAAGGAAGGAUAGCUAUGAAUGAAAAAUGCAAAGAACAAAAUGUAUUGGCAGUUGAAAUGUGUGUGAGAUUCCAUUAUUAAAAAGGAUGCUUUUCUUUUUUGUUAUAUACUAUAUUUAUAUUUAUAUUUAUAUUUAUAUUUAUAUGUGUAAUAUUUGUUGCAUGCUCUAUUAUAUUGUGUGUGUGUGUUUAGUAUAAAUAUAUAAAUGAAAUUUGAUUAUUUAAAAGAAAAAUCAGAAAUUAACCUGAAGUGGCAUGUUGCGAGUGCCCCCUCAGCACAGCCAGCCCCUUGCGAUGAUUACUCUUAACAUUUGCCUUCUGCAAAGCUGGAGGUUAUUUCUUGGAAAGCUGUCAGCUCUCUCCUGCCGUGACUCAGGGAUUUAUUCCAUAAUUCUCAUGGGCUCAUGUUUCAAUCAUAAAUCUUGCGUUGGAAGAAUUAGGUCACCAGAUUAGCUUAAUAGGAAGCUUCAAUCAGCAGCAUAUCAAUUAAGGAGAAAUGGUAUUUUCAGAAGCAGAUGUGGAACGAUUAGGGAAGUGCCCCCAGUGCCCUGCUGCUCAGCACCGUGGUUUGGACAGUCUGUAGCAUCCUGCUCUUCUCCCCACUGUCUGGGGAAUUCAGUCAGUGAUAGGGUAGGUAAGGUAAAGGUAAAGGGACCCCUGACCAUUAGGUCCAGUCGUGGCCGACUCUGAGGUUGCGUGCUCAUCUCACUCUAUAGGCCGAGGGAGCCGGCGUACAGCUUCCGGGUCAUGUGGCCAGCAUGACUAAGCCGCUUCUGGCAAACCAGAGCAGCACACGGAAACGCUGUUUACCUUCCUGCCAGAGCGGUACCUAUUUAUCUACUUGCACUUUGAUGUGCUUUUGAACUGCUAGGUUGGCAGGAGCUGGGACCGAACAAUGGGAGCUCACCCCGUCGCAGGGAUUCGAACUACUGACCUUCUGAUCAGCAAGCCCUAGGCUCUGUUUAAAGCAUAUAUUUAAAGCAUGAGGAUUAUGCAGAUAACACUAGCAAUGGGAAACGGGAGGAUGUGCCGGGAUACAUAUUGCAUCCUGUGUACCGCAGUAGCAUUUGAUCUGAGAGACGACUUAAUGGACACAGCUGUGUGGAGUGUGAUAUCCAUAGAAUCAUAGAAUUGUAGAGUUGGAAGGGACCCUAAGGAUCAUCCAGUCCAACCCCCUGCAAUGCAGGAAUAUGCAGCUGUCCCAUAUGGGGAUUGAACCUACAACCUUGGCGUUAUCAGCACCACACUCUAACCAACUUAUCCAUGAGAUGUAUGUUGGGAAACAGAGCGGAAGCAUAUCAGAUAUCAGCCCCUGCAAUUGAUGGGCACUAUGAGGAUCCCAUAAUGUAAAACCUUGAUAUAAAGACUGGACUGAGCCUGGCCUUCUCUGGCUUCCAGUGUAUUGUAUUCUGUUUCUCGUGGGUCAGGCGUCUCCAAAAACUAGUCUUUGGAGUCCUGGUUUGGAAAGCAGGAAGCUCAGAUCUGGAUUUGUGUAUGGCAAUUCCCAACAUGACCCAGAUAGGUAAUGGUUUUGUGUCGCCUUAAUCCACGUGAGAGUGGAAGCCCAGGGCAGGCUGCCCACAGAUCUCCAGUUACUGAUACCUGUCGGUCGCCAGCCAAACGUUGGGAGGAACUUCAGAAACAGAGCACAGUGGAAGCAGCCAUCCUUUGUUCUCAGUGGCUUGUAUCUAGCAAUUAAGGGCUGGGGAGCAGGAGAAAGGAGAGGAAGAGAGACUGGGAAAAUGGACGUCGCUCUCCUGGGUAUUUUGGCCAGUAGCCACUGAUGGACCUGGGGUGAAAAAGCACGCAGCCUCACUUGAAGUAGAUCCACCGUCAAAGAAGGCAGAGAGAUCCAAACACACAGGGGAACCAGUUCUGUGCCUCAAACGGCAAUAGCAAAUGUUGAAGCAGAGGCUGACAUAUUUUGGAUUUGGGGACAGAUUAUUCGCACACAAGGAAAGGUGGGGCAUGACCUUGGCAGCACCGUUCAAAAAUGCUUUUAUCCUCCUCUUCAUUUGUUCCUGACACCAUCUGUUGCUCAGAAGCUCUCUCCCCUUCCAAACUGUCCUCCAGUGCUCCCUGGUUGACCUUGCCGUCCCAAUUCCCAGCUCUGCACUCGCCGUUCUUCGGCUUAGUGUAUCAUAAAGGGAUUUUGGGGGAAAAAUGAUGCUCAAUUGUUCCAAACUGUGUAGUGGCCUGAGGUCAACCGGCGUUGCCAAUCCCUUUCUGAAAGGGGCAGCUCUGGGCUGGAUUUGCGGCUUAGUGUGGGGGAAAUAAAUAUGAAGUGCCGUCCGCCUCCUUAAAUUGCUUCUGUAGCAUUGUGCCACAAGGCUUUUCUGCUCAUUGUUUUUCAAGCAGCUUGCACCUGACCGCAUCUCUGUUCCCUUCCAACUGCUCUUCAUUCUCUUUUUUGGCCCAGUGUCAUCUGUUACGAGCAUUUUGUGGCCGGUGCAAGCAUUAUAGAUAUUUGGAGGCCUGAUGCCAUCACAAGAGCUGUUCUUCAUGACUAGGCUUUCUGGGAGCCUUGGUUUCCUAGCCUCUUGUAGGUCCUUGGCUUGCCCUCUUGAUUUCAGGGAUUGCUUACUGUUGGCUUGCCUCGCCUUAUGCAAUCAGCUGAUUGGCUCUGGGAGCGUGCCUUCAAAGUCCAUAUGGAACAAGCAGUUUAGAUCAGGCUUCCUCAACCUCAGCCCUCCAGAUGUUUUCGGCCUACAACUCCCAUGAUCCCUAGCUAGCAGGACCAGUGGUCAGGGAUGAUGGGAACUGUAGUCUCAAAACACCUGGAGGGCCGAGGUUGAGGAAGCCUGGUUUAGAUUCUGCCGAGGGGUGGGGGGAGCCAAUCCAUUCAUAGGAAGCACAUUGAAUCCAAAUUGAUGGUUUGUUUGGAGCAAUCGGUUUGGAAGAAGAGUCCCUCACAGGGAACACUCCUGGACAGCAGCUCCACGUGGGACUUCCCCAUCAGUGGCUGUUAGCUGACAAGGAGCCCUGAUUUUGCAAAGCAACCAUUAGGAGCUCAGUUGAGGCUCCCAAUGGUUCCUUGGUUGCUGCAUCCAUUCAUGUCCCACUCCUGAUAUCACAAAUUGGGACCUGUGUCAGACCUAUACAGUCAUACCUCGGGCUAAGCAUUUUCGAGUUGCGCUCCAUGGGAACCCGGAAGUAACGGGACGCGUUACUUCUGGGUUUCGUCGCUCGCGCAUGCGCUUAAAAUGACGUCAUGCGCAUGCAUGGAAGCGGCGAAUUGCGACCCGCUCACGCACAGAUGCGGGUUGCGUUCGCUUCAGGAUGCGAACGGGGCUCCGGAACGGAUCCCGUUCGCAUCCAGAGGUACCACUGUAUAGGCCCAUGGGCUAGAGAUUCCCCCUGCUGCUCUUCAGCACCUAUUGCAAUUUCAAAAAUUGAUUCCCACCACCACCACCCUCGUAUAUUCCUUUGUUCUAGUAGUCAAGGUAUGUUGGAAGCUGCAGCCUGCUUCCAAAGCAUAGGAGACUUAGGAAGAAGGCAGGGACUCCAAACAAUUCCCUAGUUUUAGUUGGUUAUUCUGUGAUUUGGAAUCAGAACUGUUGGUUCUAUCCUCCCUCUGACAACCUUACUGUUCAUUCCUUAUGCUUCCUUCUGCAGGGAUUGACAGCCGAUACAACGAGGGCUGCCGGGAACUGGCAAACUACCUUCUCUUUGGCUUGUACAACCAGAGCAACAAUGAAUUUGAAAGAUCGGGGUUUCCUGAAGAGGUCCUUGACGGUAAGGGAAAGUGGUGCUAUGCGCUAUUUUAAGAUGAACACUCAAGGGGGUGAAUAAGUCUGGUCUUCUUUCACUUCUUUUGAUAUCCUUUGAGUCUCUCCUGGUGUACUGUAUGCAAGGAAGAGGCUAGACAGUUUAUUGCUCCUGGUUCUUUCCUAAAACGUCUUUGUGGACGUUGAUACAACCCACCCUCUUCCAUUUUGCUCCCACGGGUAUUCCAUUUUAUUUAGUUAAUUGUUUUUAUUCGUGGCAUUUCUCUCUAGCCCCUAAACCGAAGUUCUCUGGACAACAUACGUUAAAAAUGGUUAAAAUGUAAUGGAGACAAUUGAACGCAGGCAGGCCUUAAAAUAGAAUUUUUUUUUGUCAAGACAUCAGAAUCCAUUCAAAAGCCCAAGGUAAAGGUAAAGGGACCCCUGACCAUUAGGUCCAGUCGUGACCAACUCUGGGGUUGCAGCGCUGAUCUCGCUUUAUUGGCCGAGGGAGCCGGCAUACAGCUUCUGGGUCAUGUGGCCAGCAUGUCUAAGCCGCUUCUGGCGAACCAGAGCAGCGCACGGAAACGCCGUUUACCUUCCCACCAGAGCGGUACCUAUUUAUCUACUUGCACUUUGACGUGCUUUCAAACUGCUAGGUUGGCAGGAGCAGGGACCAAGCAACGGGAGCUCACCCCGUCGCAGGGAUUCGAACCGCCAACCUUCUGAUCGGCAACCACUAGACUCUGUGGUUUAACCCACAGUGCCAUCCGUGUCCAGAAUCCAUUCAAAACCCCAAAGACCAUCCCCAAAAGCCUGGUAGCACUAACUUCCAGGCGGACUUGGGGCCACCAGUGCAAAAAAUGAAAUGCGUCUGCUCGGCCAUGAACUUUUUGGGUGGCCUUGAGCAAAGAGCUCCCUUGGGUUGUUUCCUACAUAACUGCCUCCUCCACCUACUUUGUAGGUGAUUGUGCCAGCCUGGAUACUACGUGUGAUUUUUACACAUGUCAGCACAUACCUUUUGAACAUCAUAAAGGGAAAAUAUUGAGGGCAAAGUGGUCCUCUAACUCCUCUGCCUGUUCCAUAUUUUGUCAUUUAGAAGGGAGGGAUCACAAGGACUUAAAACAAAAAACCCAAAGUCCCUGAGUUUGUUUUCCUUUACCCUCCCCAUCUCUUUUUCCUUUUGUGUCACGUAUUUCCAGUUACCAUAUGGAGGGCAGACACUGUAUUGUCUGUUAAUGAUCUUUCAUAAAUUGCUCUGGGAGCCCCAUUAGCUAAAGAGCGAGUAAAAAUGUAUUAAAUAAGUAAGGACUUGUGUGAGCGUUGCAUCGGGAGGACAAACUGGUUAGUGACUUGAAAAUAACAUUAGGUUGAUUUCUUGCUCCUUUUAGAUGUGAUCCUACUAAUAAAGCCAGACAGCGUCCAUCUCUAUUGCAACCCUGUCAACUACAACUACCUUUUGCCAUAUGUAGCAUUCUGGAGAAACUUGCAUUUCCACUGCCUGACUGAAAACGAGGUGAGUGGCCGAGUAGCAAACAUAGAAAGAACAGCAUUUGUCUGAGGCCGUCCUGAGUUGCAGCAGUUCCGGCUUCCCUCGGAGGCCUUUGGCGUUGUAGAAGGUCUCCUAAUUCGGUGGAAUUGAUAUGAUCCAAUGAGACGCUGUUGCAGUGGUCAGACUCCCGACUCCCUGCUCUUUCGUGGAAUUGAAAUUAAAAAUGGCUAAGAAAUGAAAACAGAAGCUUUGCCUGACUUGCAGCUUGAUAUUGUGCAAGUUCACGUGGAGGUGCCCCUGGGUUCAGAGGGGCUUACUCUCGAGUAAGCGUGCACAGGAUAGCAGCCGUGAUCUCUGCUUCAUAUCACCAUUACGUCAAGAUGGUGACUUUGAAAAGGCAUAGCUUGUUGCUUAUUCCACAGUUCUUGCCAUUUGGAUCAUUUUGUGAGAAUACAGAAAGGGAAGAAAGAGACCAAAUAAUUGAGUCUGAGCCUUGAUCCUGUCUGGUGCUUAUGCUGCAAUUCUCAAGCUGGUCAACAGCUGAGGCACAGGACCAAUGCAUCCCAUACAUGUCAGCAGAACAAUCCUUUCUUGCCUUGUUGGCUGCAUCAAAACUCCAUGGAGCGUGGCUAAAAACAUCUCUUUCCUGUCAAAAUAACCCCGGUGCAGCAGUUAAGUGAGCACUCUCAACCUGGGGCUUAAAUACUUGCCUUUUGGCCAACACACCAGUAAGCCUUUGAGCUGCCAGACACACCCAGCUUCUAGGGCUCUGUGUGAUCUGAAGUCCGACCCGCUCAUUCGUCAUUUGGGAUUUGUAAAAGAACCUUUCCAGAAUGAAACUACCACAAAAUGCCUUGGGUGCACGCACAGGGCUCCCCACUCUGCAUGGCCUCAGGAGUGAAUAAGGAAGCUUCUGCACACCCAGGAACUGGUGGGUUGUGGCACCAGUUGAUCUCCUCCUUGGCAAGGAACUGGAGGCUUGCUGCAAUUAGAUUAGAAUCAUAGAAUCAUAGAGUUGGAAGAGACCACAAGGGCCAUCGAGUCCAACCCCCUGCCAAGCAGGAAACACCAUCAGAGCACUCCUGACAUAUGGUUGUCAAGCCUCUGCUUAAAGACCUCCAAGAAGGAGACUCCACCACACUCCUUGGCAGCAAAUUCCACUGUCAAACAGCUCUUACUGUCAGGAAGUUCUUCCUAAUGUUUAGGUGGAAUCUUCUUUCUUGUAGUUUGGAUCCAUUGCUCCGUGUCCGCUUCUCUGGAGCAGCAGAAAACAACCUUUCUCCCUCCUCUAUGUGACAUCCUUUUAUAUAUUUGAACAUGGCUAUCAUAUCACCCUUAACCUCCUCUUCUCCAGGCUAAACAUGCCCAGCUCCCUUAGCCGUUCCUCCUAAGACAUCGUUUCCAGGCCUUUGACCAUUUUAGUUGCCCUCCUCUGGACACGUUCCAGUUUGUCAGUGUCCUUCUUGAACUGUGGUGCCCAGAACUGGACACAGUACUCCAGGUGAGAUCUGACCAGAGCAGAAUACAGUGGCACUAUUACUUCCCUUGAUCUAGAUGCUAUACUCCUAUUGAUGCAGCCCAGAAUUGCAUUGGCUUUUUUAGCUGCCGCGUCACACUGUUGGCUCAUGUCAAGUUUGUGGUCAACCAAGACUCCUAGAUCCUUUUCACAUGUACUGCUCUGACACCUGGCUUGAGAGCAGUACAUGUGAAAAGGAUUAAGUGAAGCACCUUUUACAUAGUUCACAAUGCUUUUGCCUUUGAAGCCUGGUGGUUCUGGAACAAAAACCAUUUCUUGGAGCCAGGCUCAAUAUGUUCUAGCGCUGCACCUGAUGAAACCAAACACCUCUCCAGGCCUGUUGGGAUUUAAACGCCCACAGCCUUCAGGAGAGGCAGGAUGGGCUCCCUCCUUUAUCUGCAUAUAUACUCUCUCGCUGUCUAGAUUAUCCAGCCCCUCCCUUAAAACUCAACAGUGCUGUUCGUUCUUUUGUCCUGCGAUCUGGCUCUGCCGCUCAGAGAGUGAGAACAGAACAUGAUCUGCAUAAGCGUGUCGUACGUUCUGCUCGUCUGAGCCAAGCGCACCCUGUGGUGUCUGUUCCCAGUACAUUUCUGAGCACAAUUCAAAGCGUUGGUGUUGAGCCCUGAAUGGCCUCAGCCCUGUAUACCUGAAUACCUGUAUACCCCCGUCGUCCAGCCUCGACAUUGAGGUCCAACUCCGAUGUUCCCUCGCUGCGAGAAGUGAGGUUACAGGGAAGCAGGCAGAAGGCCUUCUCAGCGGUGGCACCCGCCCUGUGGAACGCCCUCCCAUCAGAUACCAAGCAGAUGAAUAACUAUAUAACAGUUUAGAAGACAUCUGAAGACAUCCCUGCAUAGGGAAGGUUUUAAUGUUGGAUGAUUUAUUAUGUUUUUUAAAUAUUUUGUUGGAAGCCACCCAGAGUGGCUGUUACUGUAAGAAACAGUAAACAAAAUCAUUUUAAAAAAUCACAAACCUGAAAAACAAUUUAAACAACACACUUUAAAACUCAGCUGCCAUCUCAGUGUUUCUUCUACCAAGCAUACAUUUUAAUGUUCUGUAAAAUAAUUGGGUGGCAUUCAGUGAAAUUUUACUAACAGUGGACUCAGUGACUUGGUCAUGUUCGUUAAUUGCAGUGAGCGUACUCUGAGUAAAACUCAGCCCAUUAUUUAUUGUAACGUAAUAGUUGUAGUAGUAAUGUAACGCAAGAGUUUUCUGCAGAGGGCUGUAUUCUGUUGGCUGGUUCUGUCUCCUGUUCCAGAGAGAGAUGCCUAGAGUCGAUCUGUGAGCUCCUCUUUCCCACUGAAGUUUCAUACGUUAAUGAUUUAGGUCACUUCCGUACCAUGUAUUCAACACACUCUCUUAUCUCACUUGAACCAUCAUGGCUUCUCCCAUGGAAUUCUGGGAACCGUAGUUUUUUAAGGGUGCUACUUUGCUUUGAGGACUCUUAAAUCAGGCUUUCCAAAUUUGGCAAUGCCUUGAGAGUGAGCAGGACCCCUCUCUGGUUGCUGGGCUUUGUUUUGCAAGCACUUUAGAAAUUACUGGUGCAAUUACUGUGUUUUGCUUCUUGUAAUUGGGUUUUCUUGUAUGCCGCAAAAUAGGCACUCAUGUUGGGUUGAACCAGUCAGCUUUUUGCAAUACGAAUGUUUCUGCUGUGCCUCUUCUCCCCCACUCUGCCCGGUGCUGCACCACAUGGUUUUUUAAGUGGGCCGACUGGAUAAUGAUGUACUAACCACAAUGAAAACGAGUUCUUUCAUGGAGCUUUGGCACCCGCAGAAUAGAGACCCAGCAUAUGAUAGGCAUAUGAUUUAACCGAAGAGACUCCCAGUGUUCCCCUGGAAAUAGCAAACAAGCUCUUUUUGCCUUUAUCCUUUCUCUUUAAAACAACACCAUUAACAGACUCAUAUAAUUCAUUUUAUAUGGCAGUAGGCAAUGUUCACAAGGCAGUUUCUGAGCUUUCAAGUUGCCCUGAACUCCUUGGUUUGGGGGUUGGAGGGAAGAAAACAGAAAAACAUGGUUGUGCUUGAGAGAAGAUUCUUGAGCCGUGACUACAGCUUGGUCUGUUUUCCAGUCUUGAGAAGGUGAUAACAGAAGAAGCUUCUUUCAGAUUUAACUGCAACAGAAUUAGUGCUCUGGACGGAGCUCGUAACUGAUGUGCCUUUGGCAUAUGGCUGCCAUGGCUUUGAGUUGGUCUCUGCCGACUUCAGGGAGAGCCAGUGCAGCACAGUGGUUAGAGUGUAGGACUAGGACCUGGGAGAUCAGGGUUCAAAUCCUCCCUUGGCCUUGAAGCUCACUGGGUAACCUUGGGCCAGUCGCUGCCUCUCAGCCUAACCUACCUCGCAGGGUUGUUGUGGAGAUUAAAUGAGGGAAGGAAGAACAAUAUACGCCACCCUGAGCUCCUUGGAGAACAAGGUGGGAUUUAAAUGCAAUGAAUAAUAAUAAUAUUUGCCGUGAGCUUGCAGGCACCAUGUUCACAAUGGAACAUGGGUCAGCUUUUCCUUGCACAGUGAUUGCUCUUGCUUCACUUUAUACAGAGCCAUUCCCUGCUGGCUUCUGUGCUUGUUAUCAGUGUGAACAUGGUCUUUUCAGCCCAAAAUGGCUGUGCUUAAAAUAUAGUGUGGAUCGACUAAAGAUGGCGACUGCUGUGAGCUGAGAGCGUUACAGGCAGAAUAAGAAAGGCAUUGCAACAUGGGCAUUAUUUUCCAAAUCUUUGGGCAGUGGUUUGAGUAUUGAUUUGCUGGGUUUUCUUUCUCCCUGUCUGUUUCUUUUAGUAUGAAGACGAAGAGGCUGCGGAGGAAUUCAAAAUUUCCAGCUUUGUAGACAUGGUUCGUGACUGCAGUCGAAUCGGGAUUCCCUUCAGCUCACAAGGUAGGUUUGAAAAAGCCAUGCGCACCUUGAACAGCAGUACACGACGUGCCAACUCCACAGUUCUGUGCUCCUAUAAUACUUUUAAGUCAGGGACAGGGAAAAAUGAGUCACUGGGGUCCAUUAUUUAUAUUAAACAUGGUAUGUGUGGUUCAACAAACAAAGCUCUCUGUCUGUGCCACAUGAGGAGUUCUUCCAUGUAACGCCUCCUUUAUGUAGGGAAAGAAUAGGCACCCUUUUUAGAACAGGAAACAAACCUUCCUGUUAAUUAUGUGAAGCUGGGAUAUAAAGCCACAGCACAGUCUUGAUUUUGUUUUGCUGGAAAUAACCAGCAAACAUGCUGAUGCAAGAAAGCUGCAACAAGCGUCUUGCUUGUAGUUCCAUUAAAGAAAGAACUAUGAACAGAGAGGAGUGUAUUUAUAGUUGCAUCAACUGUGGGUUUCCCUGGCAACGGGCUUCCCCUGGUGACCAUCCUAGCUAUGGGGCUGAGCCACUGAGCCUGCUCCAAUUCCUCACUCCUGUUUUUCAAAGCUAGGCAUUCCACUGGUCUCAACGAAAGGCUUUUUGGCACCCUUGAGGGAAGACAGCUGCUUUUUGUAAUGGUGCAGGGAGCAUUUGAGCAAAUGCCUGGAAUACAGUGGUUGUGCUGGAUGUUGCUCUUUUUUCUUUUCAGUAGGGAUUUGUACAGUCAUUUUCUCUCUCGAUGACUCGUAUGCCAUACCAGUUGUCUCCUCUUUGUCCUGCAUUGGACUUUGAGAAAUACCUGUGAAGUUCACAGGAAAUGUGCAGUUAAAAAAAAAAGUUACAGGAAAAAGGGAAUCAUCAACUUCAGAAUUAACUAUUAGGAAUCAUCAACUUCAGAAUUAAGCAUCUUCUUGUUGAAUUGGCCUUAGACUGCAGACUUAAACUACUGAAGUUACAUUGGCACGCAGUGGUCUUUCAGACGGGGAUGAAACCCAGGAGGCAAAUGAUGCCUGCUUUUCCAGGUUAAAUAGAAGGGGAAUGGAAACUUGGCUGCUGGCCUCUGACUGGAACUGAGCUGGUCUCAACUGGCAAAGGCAUCUCAGUCCAGAACAUGCACAAACUUAGCAAUGCCUCCUUGCUGAGGACCUGACAAUGCAAUGCAGCUGCGUUCUGUGCAGAUGUGUCACAAUGUAGGAGGGGAUCUGUGUUUUACCUGGGAAGACUUCCAAGUGAUUUUCAAUAUGGCAGCCAUAAGGAAGAAACAUGGAGUCAUGCGUCAGCAGCAAAGAAACCAGAAAGGUAGUCCACAAUAAACAAUUGCUGCAGCAUUCUAGAUUUAAAAGCGUUCUUUAUUGGAAAUGAAAUACAGUGGUGCCUCGCAAGAUGAAAAUAAUCCGUUCCGCGAGUCUCUUUGUUUAGCGGUUUUUUCGUCUUGCAAAACAACCCUAUUAGCGGCUUAGCGGCUUAGCGCUAUUAGCGGUUUAGCGGCUAUUAAAGGCUUAGCGGCUUAGCGGCUAAAAGGCUAUUAGCGGCUUAGAAAAAGGGGGGGAAAGCGAAAAAAUCGCAAGACUUGCAAGACGUUUUCAUCUUGCGAAGCAAGCCCAUAGGGAAAUUCGUCUUGCGAAGCGCAUCGAAAAACGAAAAACCCUUUCGUCUAGCGGGUUGUUCGUCUUGCGAGGCAUUCGUCUUGCGGGGCACCACUGUAUGCACGUAAGCAAAAAUGAAUAAAUAAGCCCAAAUCUUUUUUUCCCUGCCACAUUUUUCUAAUCUCGUAGGAAUCUGCUUUCUACUGGGUCAGAGUAUAGUGGUCAAUAUAGCAAGGUAUUGUCUACACCAGGGGUGGGGUGCUUGGCCAACCUUUUGGGAGCCAUAUUUGAGUGAUGAGCAGGCCAGAGUGCUGCCUGCAAUGGACGUGACUCUUCCUCUUCUACAAUUGGCACCAUUUUGACCACACACAACAGCGGGUUCCAUACACAAACAUCACCCUCUCUUCAUCCUCCACCCAAGCAAGUUAGAUGCAUGAUCACAGUUGAAGGCUGCAUCCCAGGCGGGCAUUUGAGGAGGGUGUGGGAGAGAAGGAUGUUGACCAAGGGCUGGGCAGAAAGGCCUUGGGGUGUGUGAUUGCUUUUGUCCCACUAGGCCAGAGGUUCCCGGCCAGAGGUUCCCGGCCUUUGGUUUUCACUGACCAGCAGCAGCUCUUCAUAGUCUUGGCUGAGGGUCCUUUGCAAACUUUCAUAGAGAUACCAGGAAUUGGAAUUGAGAUCUUCUGCAUGCAAAGCAGCUGCUCUGCCAGAGAUCUAGGGCACUUCUCCAAGGGUGGGGAAUUAUAUUUUCCCCCUUUAAGGAGAACAUGGCCUAGUGCAUUAUUGCAUUUACUUCCACAUCUUCUUUUUGGCCAAGAAGCAUCCUGUGUGUCACCUUCAUGCUCCCGCACACACUCACAUCCUAAUCCCAUGAUCUUCUGAAUAUAUUGAUUCAGCAAAAUGGAAAACGUUAGGGUUUUCCCCAUGUACAAAUGCUUCACCCUGUUGAAAGGCUGCAUUUAUUUAUUUAUUUUCAUCUCUAAAGUUCUUAACACGGUUGCAUGGGAACCCUGUGGUGCAGUGGGUCAGUGGGUCUGGCUGUUAACGGGGGCAGCUCUGUGAUUCUAGGAGUACGUCUUCGUUUAUAUUGAUAAUAUAAUAAUAAAUUUUAUUUUUACCCCACCCUCCCCAGCCAAGACCGGGCUCAGGGCAGCUAACACCAGGUAUAAAAACAAUUGAUUAAAAUACAACUUAAAAACAAGAUUAAAAUACAACAUUAAAAUGCAGCCUCAUUUCAGUAGAAACUCAAAUCAAAAACUUUUUGGGGAUGAAAAUGUCAAAUCUUCACCAAGGCCAACUAUCCAGACUGGUCCUACGUGGGCCAGAAAAAAGCCAGGGAAGUCCCCAAAUAGGAAUUCCAUCACAGGAGAAAGGAAAAAGGAAAGAGGGGGAGGGGAUCAAGUUGAUUCCAUUAGAGCAUAAGGCAGCCUAAAAUCUUUAUAUAAUAACCAACAGAACCGCACCAGCAAGGGAACCCUCUCUAGAUAAGCAGAACCAUUGCAUUAAUAUACAUGGACAGUGCCGCAGUUGCUUAACAAAAGCUGAGGAAUUGCACACCCACCCAAAUAAAAUUGCUUUGUUUCUUCAGGACAUCUGCAGAUAUUUGACAUGUUCAUUGUUGAAAAGUGGCCGAUCGUGCAGGCCUUUGCCCUGGAAGGAAUCGGUGGCGAUGGCUUCUUCACAAUGAAAUAUGAGGUAAGAGGCUGGAGGGAGGUUUCCUAGCUGAACAACAAGCCCAUCACGAGUCCCCCUAAGCCAGGACUUUUCUCCCUGCUGUGGUUCAUUGGAGGCGCUGGAAAGACUGUGACCGGGGAAGAGUUAUUUCAUCAACAUUGUAUUCCAGAGCACCCCAGACCUCUUCAUUUUAUUAUGGAGUCCCUAGUUUCGGGCUCCACACUUCCACAGCAUCUUCCUGUUCCUGUUUUAAUGUUUAUAUUAUUUUGCUUUGUGUAAACCAAAGAGAAGUGCACAGGAUAGGAAUCUUGUGUUGCUAUGUCUUGAGUGUGCCACCGUUCUCAGGAAUGUCCACUGAACAAUUUUUUCAACAUCUAUUUUGGAAACCCCUGUGUUACGCUUUCCUUUUACCAAACCAAGCAACUGAGAAAAACCCUAUUAAAAGAAAUUAGCUUUUAUUAUUACUCUUUCAGAUUGCAGAGUUACACUUUCAUCUCUGUUGUGAGCUGUCGGGGGUGUUGUCUGCCGUGGCCCCAAAGGGAACAUAUCCGUGUAAUAGUUAUUUUACAGAAACUGCCGGGUGCUGAAUGGCACAACGGCGCUUCACGUUCAUGGCACUAUUCACCAGCCAUAAUGGCAUAUUGUGAACAUUCCCAGCUGAAUGGAGUCUCUGUGAAUGGGGAUAGUGUUGUACAGGGCAACUUCUUUCCAAACGGAAAGGAAACCAAUUGCCUUCUCCUUAAGCAUUUUGGUGACUCCUCUGUGUUCUUACUGCCCCUUUCAAUCAGCCUAGCAUUGCUGCCUGCUUGGCCUUGGGGAGAACUGUAACGCUUGAGCUGCCUUCCCCAACCUGGCGCCCUCCAGAUGUUUGGAACUAUAAUUCCCCGUUCCCAACCCAGCUGUUGAGGAAGGCAGUGUUUGAGAAUAGAAGGCCUCGGUCCUGUAUACCUGAAGGAGCGUCUCCACCCCCAUCGUUCAGCCCGGACACUGAGGUCCAGCGCCGAGGGCCUUCUGGCGGUUCCCUCACUGCGAGAAGUGAGGUUACAGGGAACCAGGCAGAGGGCCUUCUCGGUAGUGGCGCCCACCCUGUGGAACACCCUCCCUUCAGAUGUGAAGGAAAUAAGCAGCUAUCCUAUCUUUAAAAGACAUCUGAAGGCAGCCCUGUUUAGGGAAGUUUUAAAUAUUUAAUGCAGUAUUGUUUUUAACACUCGAUUGGGAGCUGCCUAGAGUGGCUGGGGAAACUCAGCCAGAUGGGUGGGGUAUAAAUAAUAAAUUAUUAUUAUUAUUAUUAUUAAAAGCACGGAAUGUGCAUGCCCCUUUCAGAACUCUUUCUCUUUGCAGCUGAUGGAUGUCAGCGUGGACCUGUGGAAAACUUACAGCAAGAUUGAUCCUGUUUCUCUGGAGAGUUUACUUUACGAGGUAAUGUGCCAGACUUUUCUUCCCCUUCACUGCCACCCCCAAGGCAAAUUUGACAGAGAAUAAGCCCAUGUAUUUAGAUGUAUGAUUGCAUGGAGAGAGGGGUCCUGGUAUUCUGAUGGUUCAUCAUGUUGUGGUUUAUUCGGUUUCCCUUUUAACAUGUUUAGAACUAAAAUGACUUUCUACAGGAAAUGGCUUUUGUGUGGACCUUCAGAGAAGCCUGGGGUGCCCUGGGACAUGCUGUGGGAACUGACCCCACCCUACAGAGUUCCACAAAGUGCUAGCAAGGCCGGUUGGGUAUCAGUGUGAACUCAAGACUACACACUGCAUCAUACCUGACGCUCACCUGUUACACACAUGGCUGGGGAAGAUCGGCGGUAGUAGGCAAUCUGUCUCUUGAGAAACUGUGUCCCCGCUUGCGGAUGAUCUUGGCAAGAUGCCAAACGUCCAUGGUUCUGAGAAAUGCUGAGUCAUUUCUGCAUCCCAUAAAAUGGCGUUGGGUCAGUUCAAAUGUCAUGAAAAACCAUAGUUCCCCCCCCCCCAAUGAUUGCAGUGAGUUUGGAGCUUUGUGUUUCUCCCGUUCUGUUUCUUCACAUCAUUUAUUAGCCUCGGUUUGGGGUUAUUUCUGAACCAGUGUUCAAAACUCCCAUUGUUCUAGGCGCAUUUUGCAACAUGGAAUUUCAUUAGCGCCAGCAGUUUCUAAGCUCUGAGCGCAGUACUCUGCCUAAGAUUUCAGAUUAAAACUGCAGAGUUGAAGGAAAGGAGGACCUUUUUCUGCUUCCCCACUUCCAGCUACUCUCUGAAGACUGGAGAAGAGACCCUCUUAAGAAUAUUAGAGGGGUAGGCAGGGGAAGGACUAGACCAUGUGGGAAAACGAACAUAAUAUUUUAGCUGCUGUUCAUUCAUUUUCAGCUUUGAAUUCUUGUUAUUCAAAAAGCAUGCCUGUACAUUCCGUUGUUGUGCCCAUAACCUCGGUUUAAGGUACCAUUUAGCUCCUCGCUUUCAUAUCUCAGCUUCCUACACUGUUCGGAACCCCACACUGUGGUUUGUUGAAACAAGCCAUCUUAGUAAUACAUGGUUUUAAAUUGGCUUGUUUCAAACGAGUUUGUCAUGUUCAGAUACAGAGGGGGAAAGCUUCUCAUCUCCUCAUGACCGCAUGGGAGGAAGAGGAGAGGAGGAGCAAUUGAGCCUAAGGCCUCCCGUUAUCUCAUUCCCGUUAGGAUCAAUCACGUUUUAUUGCGAUAUCUGAAUUGGCUUAUUGUGUAUGUACUCUGUGGCUUUGGCCUCAUUACUCCCAGACAGCAUGGGCAGAAGCCACCAGGAAUGCCUUAUGUGCAGAACUUUAUGGAAUGAAUGAGAUCCUGUGCAAAACCACAGAGGGAGACGUCACCAGUAAUCUGUCUUCUUGCUUUAAAAGGCUGAUUGUGUGACUAAGCCUUUCUACCUCUCUCCCACUUGCCACAAUGACCUUUGCAUAAGCUCAGAGCAUUCAGGGUGCGUAUUGGAGCUGCAUUGCUGUUUUUUUCUCCUUCAGUUCCACACAUGCAAUGAUCCUUGCGCUUUUCUUAAAAUGACUACUGCAAACCCAGAGGCCUUCUCAUUCUGGUGUCUUAACAGUCUGGGCAGUUUUGCUUGUGAAAGAGUGGCUGUUCUUAAAGAGGGUUAAAAAUCUUCUUCUUCUUCUUUGGCGAUCACUCAUGAGUCUGUAAGUGACUGUGGAGGCCAAUUCUGGAUCCACACGUCCUUCCACAAUGGGGACAUUGGUUUCCGGGCAGGAGUUGAUCACGGUGUGGAUUUGCCAAGUGUGCCUUCCUCCUGGCGCGUUUCUCCCUCGCGUCCUGAGUUCGAGUGUCUUCAAAGCCCAUGACACCUUUGGUAAAGGCUGUUCUCCAACUGGAGCGCUCGCAGGCCAGUGUUUCCCAGUUGUCGGUGUUUAUACUACAUUUUUUAAGAUUUGCCUUGAGACAGUCUUUAAACCUCUUUCGUUGACCACCAGCAUUACGCUUUCCAUUUUUAAGUUUGGAAUAGAGUAGUUGCUUUGGAAGACGUUCAUCAGGCAUCUGCACAACAUGACCAGUCCAAUGAAGUUGCUUCAACACUGGGUUAAAAAUGGACCUUGGCUGACACACAGUGGCCAUUGAUUGAGUUGCCUCCUCCUCUUUAAAGAACAAAAGUACUCUUUGCACAGAGCUGUGUGGGCAUCUUUAUAGGCACACACAUACCAUUGCCAUCCAAAAUGUCACUCUGUAAAAGUCACAGGUGUGUUAGUCAUAAGAUACAGAGUUCUCACGCUGAGGCCCAUAACGAUUUUGCACAAACUCAAAUGUACUUGAAUUCUUUAAAAAACAAAAGCUACAGUUAUUGGCCUUCCCAACCCUGUAGCCUGCCCUGCCUUUUCAUUUUCGUAAAACCUUCAUGUUCUUGCUGAACAGUGCUCUUCCUCUGAGGUUCCAUCUGCUCAUAUAUUUUAUUUUAUUUUAUUUUAUUUAAUAGGAAGGUGAGAGCCUCUUUCAGGAGGUCCUUAAAACCUAAUCUGACUUGCUAUCUUUUUUGUUUUGUUUUGUUUUCCUAUGUGGUGGUUUAGGGGAAUCAUAGAGUUGUAAGGGACCCUGAGGGUCAUCUAGUCCAGCCCCCUGCAAUGCAGGAAUCUCAGUUAGAUCAUACAUGACAUAAUAGAAUCCUAGAACUGUAUAGUUUGAAGGUGAGGAAUGUUGGUUUUCUCUUAAAGAGAAAAUACUAGGUAUAAUAUAAGGAUGCCUAAGAUCCAGGUUUGGGGCAAGUACUCUUUGCUAACAGAACCCUAGUCAAGAUUUAAAAUUACAAAACAUGCAGUGUGGAAAUAUAGGCUGUUAGACCUUUAAAAUAUCACCAUUUCAGUUCCUUCCAAAGUUCUCCUCUUCCCUUACUGUAGAAAGUAGCUAUACGUUUGGUAAGUUAUAAAAGGUUUACUUACAAAUUCUUCAAAGGUCGUAUUCAUGUGCUUUUCCAUACAGCAGUUAGAAGACAUAGGCAGUGAAACUUAUGUUCCAAAUUGGUGAAAGUUUCUAAAUUAUUUGUAUAGAAACACUACCCCCUGCUCUGUUUAAUUGGAUUUUUGUAUGCCGCAGACUCGGUCACAGAUGCAAAGUAAUCUCCUUUAACGGCUGAUGUGUUUCUCUCCUCAGGAUUUGAUGACUUUCGAACAUCAGUGGACCAAUUUCUUUGCCAAUUUUGACACCGAAAUCCCUUCCAUCCUGGAGCUGUCAGAGUCACAGGCAGGAGAGGUAUGUAUCUCGUUAUGCGAAAGGGGAAACUCUCUUUUUCGGAAACCCAUUUUUGGGGAGGAGGAGGGGUGCCUUUUUGCCAUUGCGACUCUUCAACAAUUGAGACAAAGAAAUCCUUGCUGAAUUACAGCAAGUCACCCAGAGAUCUACCAGUGGACCAUAGGUCUAACCUUCUGUCCACCCCUGAAUUAUACUGCACACAUAGUAUUUAACAAGUCUUGGUAGGGAAGGGAUUUAGCUAUCGUGCAUCACUGGGAAGGGAAUCAUUUAUGGGAGUUAUUAUGUUGGCCUGCCUCUAAAUCUUACAAGUUCCAUUGAUUGCAUCUAAAGUUUUUGAUCUCUAAUUUGAAAAAAACAUACACUAAAAUCCAAACUAUGUGAAGAAAUGGGGGGGGGCGUUGUUUAAAAAAAUCACAUUUGCUAAAAUAACAUGGGCAAGAACAAUAUGCCUCUCUUAUGCAAGGGUUAGCAAACUUUCAGCAGGGGGCCAGUCCACUGUCUCUCAGAUCUUGUGGGGGGCCGGACUAUAUUUUUUGGGGGGGGGAAAGGAAUGAAUUCCUAUGCCCCACAAAUAAUCCAGAGAUGCAUUUUAGAUAAAAACACACAUUCUACUCAUGUAGAAACACCAGGCAGGCCCCACAAAUAACCCAGAGAUGCAUUUUAAAUAAAAGGACACAUUCUACUCGUGUAAAAACAAGCUGAUUCCUGGACUGUCUGCAGGCUGGAUUUAGAAGGUGAUUGGGCCGCAUCUGACCCCCGGGCCUCAGGUUGCCUACCCACGCUCUUAUGCAUCCAAGGCGUCACUGGUGCCUUGUGAACACAGUAAUUCUUGGGGGGGGAUUAACAAGCUGGUGUACAUAAGGUCAUGGCUAAAGUAGCACAGCAGUUGAUUGAGAGACUAUAAAUUUAUUCUCACAAUGAGCAAACUUUCAUCCAGGUUCCAAAAGAAAGUACAUUUUUAGGUAUAGAGAGGUGUUAAACCCUUGUACAUUAAUCAGUUGGCUGACGAGUUAUGAACCAGGCAGUAAAUUACCUAAAUUUUACUCCAGCAAUCGCCAUAAUGUUUCUGCCACUAAUUAUGUGCAUGAGAUUGUCAUUAUAUUUUGGGUGGUGUAAAUGCCAUGAGCGUUCAUUGAAUAAGAAAGGGGAGAAAUAAAUUUCAAGAAAUUAUAUGCCCUAUGCACAGUCUGAAAUAGUUUGUAAUGCACCGCUACACAUUUCUGUUGUUGCUUGGAUGUGUCAAUUAUUUCUAAUAUUCAAUAUAUUUUCUUCCAUAGCCAUUCCGAAGUUACUUCAGCCAUGGGAUGAUUUCCAGCCAUAUCACGGACAACAGGUACUCUAACUGACAGGUUCUUGAGCAAAUGCAGUACAGCACAAUGCAUUUCAUAAAAGCACAGCAUGUAAAAGAGUGUUUGCAUCUCUAAAACCAAAAGCACUCUGCUAUAACUGUGAUUUUGGGACGCGGGUGGCGCUGUGGGUAAAACCUCAGUGCCUAGGACUUGCUGAUCGUAAGGUCGGCGGUUUGAAUCCCCGCGGCGGGGUGAGCUCCCGUCGUUCGGUCCCAGCUCCUGCCCACCUAGCAGUUCGAAAGCACCCCUAAGUGCAAGUAGAUAAAUAGGUACCGCUUUAUAUUGGGAAGGUAAAUGGCAUUUCCGUGUGCGGCGCUGGUGCUGGCUCGCCAGCUGCAGCUUCGUCACGCUGGCCACAUGACCUGGAAGUGUCUUCGGAUGGCGCCGGCUCCUGGCCUCUUGAGCGAGAUGAGCACGCAACCCUAGAGUCGGUCACAACUGGCCCGGACGGGCAGGGGUACCUUUACCUUUACCUUAUAACUGUGAUUAUGUUUUUUUCCCAUUAAGCUGUUGACAGUCAUCUUAGUUUCGACAAUAGCCAAAGCCAGAGUAACCAUUAGCUUGUUGGGGAGUCUUUAUUUAUGUGGCUUAUCUUUCUAGCUGGCAAACAUUCCAGAGUAUAACCGCUGAUACAACCAACAUACCUAGUCAAUUGCUUCUGCAAAUAAGCCUCUACUAUAGGAACUUAGGUAUGCAUACGUGACUUCCAGCAGCUCUCUAAGUUCUUAAGGAACACAAGAAGCUGCCUUUCCCCCAGUCAUAAGAAUCAUAGAAUUGUUGAGUUGGGACCCCAGGGGUCAUCUAGUCCAACCCCCUGCAGUGCAGGAAAAGUCAAAUCAUUGGCCCAUCCAGCUCAGGAUCAUCUGCUCUAACUGUUAGCCAUUCCCCAGAAUUUCAGACAAGGGGUCUUUCCCAACCCUGCCUGGAGAAACCCAGUGCAAGGCAGAUAUCCUAUGGCCCUUCCCCAAAUAGCAGGUGAUAUGAAAAAGCUGAGGUUUUCCAUAUCAUUUGCUACCUGAAUCUUUUAACUGGAGAUCCCCGGGUUUGAAUCUGGCAGCUUCUUUCAUGCAAAGGAAAUGCUCUACCACAAGCUACACGCUCUCCCUUGUUUGAGCUGUGUGUACUUUGCACGUAAUAAAAAUAAAAAUGGUAAACUCUUCACCAGGAAAAGCUGAUUCCUGAAACUGGAGCAAAUGGUUCAAGUAAAGCAUUUCGUCAUUUUCCAAGCGUGAGUUGGUGGUGAUGGCUGUUUUUGUGUGUGUGUGAUUAGUCCCAGCAGGCAGCCAUUUGUCCUGUUUGGCACCCAUUCCUCAAAAGAGAACCUGAACUCGGGCAACUUCAAUUUCCCGUCUGAGGGGCACCUGCUUCGCAACACGGGCCUUGGCGGAAGCACUGCCAAGCACAUGGUAAGCAUCACCCGGUGAGGUUUUGAUGGGCACCUGUUAAAAUAUGCCUGCAAUAAUGCUAUCUGACAACAGUUCUCCAACCCAAGAGCUACGGGGUCUUCCAGUCUGGUGGGUUCUUUCUUUACAUGCAGAUAUAUUCUGCAAUUUACCAUUGGCACAAGGGACGCGGGUGGCAUUGCGAUUUAAACCACUGAAUCUAGGGCUUGCCAAUCAGAAGGUCGGCAGUUCGAAUCCCCAUGACGGGGUGAGCUCCUGUUGCCCGGUCCCUGCUCCUGCCAACCUAGAAGUUUGAAAGCACACCAGUUCAAGUAGAUAAAUAGGUACCACUCCUGCAGGAAGGUAAACAGCGUUUCUGUGCACUGCUCUGGUUCACCAGAAGCGGCUUAGUCAUGCUGGCCACAUGACCCGGAAGCUGUACGCCAGCUCCCUCAGCCAAUAAAGCGAGAUGAGCGCCGCAACCCCAGAGUCGGCCACGACUGGACCUAAUGGUCAGGGGUCCCGUUACCUUACCAUUGGCACAACAGUGAAUCAGUGGAGGGUUUAUACAGGGCUGACCACACAUCCUCCCGUGUCAUUCAUUGUUCUGUGAUGCUUCUCCAGUUUCACGGCAUCGUUGCCAACGGGAGGGCAGCUCUGGCACUGGAGCAUGACAAAAGUGGAACAUUUGCGGUAUGAUAAGUUAACAGAAUUGCAGCAGGAAGUUUUGGGGUGUGCGGUGAUGAAGCAGUAUGACCACCUUGAGACCUUUGAAGACAUGAACAGUAUCGCAAGAGGGGUUGGUGUGUCCCUGAGAUGCUUUUGAAGUGGCAACAGGCCCUAAAUGGCAACCACGGGCCUCACAUUGGAGCUUGGAUCCUCACCCUUUAGGGAGCAGUUACUUACAGUUCAAUCACUGUUCAUAGCAAUUCUUGGGGCAGAGAGCAUAUAACCCCCUUUCCUUUCCUGAUGCCCUGCAGAAGUUGUCGGGCUCCAACUCUGAUCGUUCAAGCUGUCUGGGGCUGGUGGGAGUUUUGCUUCAGAUGCCAAACUGCGUCAGGUUAGGGAAGGCUAAAGUAUGCAGUACCCUUAUUUCUUGUCACCCACCUGUGCGUUUUGUGUUUGCUGGCGACCAGGUUGUGCAGUGUGUCUCUCCAAAGGGACCUCUGGCUUGCUCCAGGACCUACUUCUUUGGAGCCACUCACACGCCUUACCUUGGUAAGUUCAGUUUCGGCUGCUUUUUCUGUUCGUGCCUCAGCAUGUCUGUCCUUGUCUGUACACACACACCCUGCUAGCCUUUGUAAUUCCUGGGACUUGGAGUGGGUUGCAAUCCAUACAAACGCGCACACACAUUUCCAAAUUAAAAUAAGAAGAAAUGGGUUGAAACAGGAAUGGAAGAGAACAGAUAAAAUUCAAGGACGUAGGUAUUCCAAGAGUCAUCCUUCCUCUAUUUGGUGUGCUCUGGAUGUGUUAAGUAUUCUAUAUGAUUUAUGUUCCGUUUUUGAUGUCCUAUUGCGUUAUCGUUAUUUAUUGUUUGCAAUUCAUGUGAAUGAAAAGCAGCACAUAAAUCUAAGAAAUCAAAAAUGACACUUCCCUUUGGCUCAUAACAGGCAAUGACAAUGAGAUGGAAAAGAAAGCCGAACAAGUGUAAGUUGGUUUUUAGUUUUUUCCAUUUAUGCUGCUCUCUUGCCUGUUUCAUACGUUAUUGGCUCGUCAGUUUAAUACAGUGGUGCCUCGCAAGACGAAAUUAAUCCGUUCUGCGCGUUUCUUCGUCUUGCGGAUUUUUCGUCUUGCGAAGCACGGAUGCACCCUGGUACUGUAUUAUAAUGGGAUAGCAGGCAAAGCACAAAGCGGGUCGCUUCCCAGCAGGAGGAGUUUCCCCAGCCUGGAGGAUCUGUUGCCGGGAAGAGGCAAAGACACCCCCUCCCACCUCCCCACGAAAACAGCCCCCCUUCCUCUGUCGCCAAGCCUUGCCGCGUCUUCGCUCGGCCAAACCGCGUCCCACAUCAAAGCCCCAGCCCGCUCCUCUCCCUCUCUCUCCACGAGGUGCCAAAGGAAGUUCGAGCCCAGGAACCGAGGGCGGACGCACGAAGCGCCCGGCGCGGACUCUCCCUUGCUCCCCCCCGUUACCUUGCGCCACGCCGCCGGGCUCCCCACAGUCUCGGCAGCUGCUCCCGGCUUCUUCCCACCCCCGCAAAGGCGCCUUCGCGGCGGCCCAAGCGCAGUGGAUGCCUCCUCCUCCUCCUCCUCCUCCUCCUGCCUUCGUGCAGUUAGGGCAAAAUGGAGCAGCCACGUGGGGAGGGGGAGAGAGAGAGAGAGGCAGAGGCGGCGGCGGCGCAGAGACCCAGCCAGAUCCGCUGGAUCCCAGCCCACCUGCCUCCUCUGUGCCCUCUCCAGAAGAGGAUCCCUCUGGAAAAGGUAGGUCGCUCCCUCGCUCGCUCCCUGCCAGCCCAGUUCCCGCUUCAAAAGGAAACAAACUCGCAAGACGUUUCGUCUUGCGAAGCAAGCCCAUAGGGAAAUUCGUCUUACGAAGCACCUCAAAAAACGGAAAACUCUUUCGUCUUGCGAGUUUUUCGUCUUCCAAGGCAUUCGUCUUGCGAGGUACCACUGUACAGUUAGAACGUGCACCAAUUUCUGUUGCUCGUGGUGCAUCAACGAAGCCUUGAUGGCUUUUUUCACUUUCCUAGCCAGUGGGUUUGUUCCACAACUAACAUUCUGGUGCCUCUAGCUUUCAGUGCGACUCCGUUCAGCUACUUCAUGAUUCUAAAUUCUUAUCACUGCUGUAAACAGUUAUUUUAAUCCUUCGUGAAACUUACGUAUGUGUCCCUGUUGUAUUUAAAGUAUUCAGCUUUGCGUUAGGUUAGGAGCCUGUGUCUCAGUUGAAAUACCCAUUGAGUGUCAUAAUUUGCACUGCAUUUCCUUUUUUAUUUUUAUUUUCUAGCAAGCUGCUCUCUCAAAUCUAUGCUGCCGCCGUAGAGGCUGUCCUGGCUGGUAUAGACUCCUAUUCAAGAACAUCCAAUACCAGCAAGGUACUGAUGCUUCUUCCUAUACCAGAAACCGACCCUUCCCCCUUUCCACUAACUUCCUCCAGAGGUUUUUAGAGAGGUUGUUGGGCAUGCUGGAGGCAGCGCCUCAACAACCUUGGAAUAAGUUUUGCAGACAGGAUUCUUGCUUUCCCACCACCUGGUAAGAAGUGGUGGGAGAAUGAGACCCUUUUUCUUACUGGUGAGUGAAAGAAAAAAGACACUCAUGACCCCAGUCACCACAGAGUGGAUGAGGGGAAAUCAAAAGUAGUAUGGCAGGGCCUGCUUCUCAAGUCCCCCUAAAGCCCAGCGGCAUCCUUGGGGCUUGUUAUCCUUUGUUUUCCUUUAUCUCAAAUAGCUGCAUCGUGUGACUUUUUUCCUAUCUCCUCCCCCUUAUUAUCUAUAUUAUUUGUGGUGAUUAGCUAUUAAUGCAUGUGCUGCAUUAUACCAAAACAGGCAUCUCAGUUUUAUUUUAUUGUAAGGUGGGAGUGUGGACCUGUUUGAAAGUCCUCUGGGCCUUGGAUCCCAAGGAACGCUCCUCUUUCCCACUGCUUCUCACAACUUCUUGAUCAGAGAUGGUUUGACGUCACUUUCUCCGCCUCCCCUCUUUGUCUUUUGCAGGCAAAGGAAGUAGCCGAGCAAACGUUCUUCAGUAUUCUCGAUGCCUUUGAACUGGCUUACUUUAAAACUCCAUUGCGGUAAGCGGAAUUUCCUUGAGACUAAUUAAUUAAUUUUUUUUGAAAAAAGCAAAAGGCGUUUCUCAUUGUCUGGGGGCACCAGGGCAGAUGCUGCCCCUAGGUCUGCUUGUUGAAAGGCAUGGAGAGGCUGCAGACUGCGCGACUGAGAGGGUGUCUUGUCUGAGGCAACAGCUGGCGCUGCCUGCUCCACCUCCAAGCUAUACCCCCGGGUAUAGGUAGUGGUAAAGGGACCCCUGACCAUUAGGUCCAGUCGUGGACGACUCUGGGGUUGCAGCGCUUUACGGGCCGAGGGAGCCGGCGUACAGCUUCCAGGUCAUGUGGCCAGCAUGACUAAGCCAUUUCCGGCAAACCAGAGCAGCGCACAGAAACGCCGUUUACCUUCCUGCUGGAGCGGUACCUAUUUAUCUACUUGCACUUUGACGUGCUUUCGAACUGCUAGGUUGGCAGGAGUUGGGACUGAGCAACGGAAGCUCACCCUGUCACGGGGAUUUGAACCGCCGACCUUCUGAUCGGCAGGCCCUAGGCUCUGUGGUUUAACCCACAGCGCCACCCGCGUCCCAUACCCCCGGGUAUAGGGUGAUUAAUAAUAAUAAUAAUAAUAAUAAUUAAUAAUAAUAAAUAAAUAAAAAUAAAAAUAAAAACAACUUCAGAGGUGGCUUUGGUGAUCCUGCUCUUUGCUGGCCUUGGGUGGGCGAAGAGUUGGGGGGGGCAUGUAGCAAACUGCCCUGUGAUUCUCAGAUGAAGGGUGGUAAAUAAACUUAUUAAAUAGCAACAAUAAAUAAGCUUUGUGAAAUAUUUGCAUUCACAAAAAUCAGCCUUGUUUAUUUAUUUCAUAAGGUUGGCACACUUGAUUUGUACACGCUUGCAAACCACCUUGAGGUGUGUGUUUUUUUACAAACAGAACAAAACGAUAAAAUUCUCAGUAAAAACAGUUAAGAACGACCAUUGGAAGCACUCUGAAGAAGGUCAGCAAUGAACUAGAAAUAGAUUAAAGCACAUAUCAACACUCUGAGCCUCGGGUAGGCUUGUCUAAACGAAACUGUUUUUCUCAGUUCUCAGAGUAUCUUUUAAAUCUGGGUGUUCGUAAGAUAUGGAUGUGUUCCUAUUAUAAGACGAGAAGUAGCCUUUAAAAAAUAUUUAAACUGCUCUGAGUUUAUAUGGUGCUGUAUUCAACAGACGCCUGUGUUUACAAGAAGAGUAUGCCACACAAUCCUGUUAUAAUUAUAAGCAUGCAUUUCGCAGGAGUAAAUAUGUAGCUGGAACUUUUGGGGAAAGGUUUUGGUGGAAUCUGGAGCAGAGACGUGCGGUGCCCCUUAGGAGGGCAGUUUCACAAGCCUGGCAGUGUGUAAAAUGUGGUUCGCCCUUCAAGCUGCACCAAUGUCAUUCAUUUGAGUAUAAGCCUUUGUAAAAAAAAUUGAUAUUCUUUUGAUUUCCCCGCUUUUCUCCUUUACAGCACCAGAAUAAAUUUUCAGAUUCAAGCUGUGAACAACCAUGGAAGGUCAGUUCCUUUAUGCUUCACUUUCAGGAGGCUGCUUGUCUUUUUGAACCGACUGCUUAAUAGAGAACAGAGUUUGCCUUUAGUCUAACCAAGCAAAGCAGAACAAAUAAAGCGCUUGGUGCCGUGAUACCUGUGGUUGCCAGAUGAAUAGCAUGGGUAUUCUUCAAACCACUUAGUCAUCUAGAAAUAAAACAAUGGAAAAAUGGAAGCUUGCAUAGAAAUAUCCUUGCUUCGUGGCUUCAGUCUUGACUGAAUGUUCACACCUUGAGAUCAUAGUCAUAUUAUAGUAGUUUAAAUGUGCCGUCUACAAUUUCUGGAGGACUUGGGGUGGGUCACAGUGUAACAUGAAUGGCUGCAUUCAUUCAGUCAUAUCUUGGAUGAGUCUCUUGCACACGUCUGCAGCUCCUUUGCUUUCCCCCCAUAAGCUGCAGUUAAUUCAGGAAGUUCCUAAUUAGCCAUGGUUUCCUAUUUCACCUGCUUUGAAGCAAGCCAUCAUGCUAAACCAAAAAUCAAACGGGUUCAGUAUCCUGUUUUGUUCUGUAGAUGAUAGCCAUUGCUUCCCAGUUCUGGUGAAGCAGGAAACGGGUUAAUUGGAGGCUUUCUUAAUUGAUUUACAGCAUGUAUGAAGAGAGAAGCAAAGCAUCUCUGCGCUCGAACAAAAUGUCCCUACAUUCCUUGGCUUAAUCAUGGUCUGAACUGGGCAAAUAUGUAUUUACCUGCAGCAUUUCAUCCUAAGCAUUAAAAUGUUUGUAAAAAUGUAUAGGGGGAAACGGCAAAAAACAGCUUCUUUUAUUUAUUUUUAUUUCAUAAAAUAUAUAUACUGCUUGAUUGUAAAAGCAAACAAACCUCAAAACGAUUUACAUUACGUUUGUUAAUAGGGAGUUGAGCAGCAGAAUAUUAAAUUGUCUCAAAGGGCUCCAUAAACAGCAAAAAGGUGAGCAGGGAUUGAGCCAGGUGGGCCUUCCUUGGGUCAUGAUAAGAUUUUGAACUCUGUGCUUGAUGAUUUACUGCUGGAGUCUCUAGGGCAGCCUUUCUCAACCUGUGGGUCCCCGGAUGUUGUUGAACUACAACUCCCAUCACCCCUAGCUAGCAAGGCCAGAGCUCAGGGAUGAUGGGAGUUGUAGUCCAACAAUAUCUGGGGACCCACAGGUUGAGAACCGCUGCUCUAGGGCCAGUUCUGACUGCAUAUGAUGCUACUCAGACAUCUCUGGGAACACACUCGGCAGAUACAAUUCCUUCUGCUGCUGCAUCUUAGUAAUGUCCAGAGAGGUCUACAACGGUGGCUCUUUUUUAAGCUCCUGCAAUCAUGAAAUCGCUCCCAAGGGGCAGCAGUACUUAGACAUGGACAGAGGCUGGCUCAGGUGAUCCUAUGAAUCCAUUCUCUGAAUGCAUUUUUAAAAAUGUUCCUCAUUUGCCGGCAACUCCUCCAGCCAACUGGCGUCAAACGUAUUGCUCUGCCUUCCUUUGGACCACAUCAGGGAGGCCGAGAGAGAGAGGGGUCUUGUUGUCUGAGCUGCUUCGGACCUCCAUCCACACUGCCCAGGCUCAUGCUCCAGAUUGGUCAUUUGGUGCUGAUAAUGCAGUGGUUUUGCUUCACCUCGGAAGGCACACUCCAUUGCCUCUCAAGACAGACGGAUGCCAGCAACAAAAAAUUGCCUUGUUGGUUUUCUCAAUUUUUGCUGGUAGGGCAGUUUCAAGCUGCAACGGAAGUUUUCUAACAGUGUGUUUAUCCUUCCAGAAUUAUUCCGCUGGAUAAUGAGGACAGCCUCUACUUAGUGAAAACAGUGAGUCGAAUUUAAAGUUUGCUGCUUCCUAGAUGUUCAUGUCCUUUUACUAAAAUGCCUUGAGAGUAUUGGCAAGUUCAGGAAGGCUCACGAGAUCCUCCUGCCUCCUGCCUGAGCCACAUUGUGCACAGGGGCUUAUACCUGGCAGAGGUGCAGAGGAGGUGCUAUGUACCCCAAGGAGCCUCAAGGCUGGGAGCCAAAGGCAGCCCUCCAGGCUUCUCUCUCUGUCCCCUGGGACUCCCCCCAAGCCACAUCCUUCACUGGCCUUGCUUCCACCCUAGUUCUUGCGUAGUGGGAAUGUGUCUCUUAAUACUUGCCUGCAUGGAGGACAUAGAGAUAGUUGAGUCUGCAGAAACCACAUAGUCACACAAGAAGAGGUGGCAGGAUCAGGCCAGUGUUUCAUCUGGUCCCACGUCCUGUUCUCACGGUGGCCAAUGGGAAGCCCAAGGUCUGAGUGCAAGAGCAGUGUCGCCUCCUGGGCUUUCCAGCAACUGUUACUGCUUCUGACAGGUGGCUAGUAGCCGCUUAACCUCCAUGAAUUUGUCUAAUUUUUUGGAGCUAUCCUAGUUGGUCGCCUUCACUGCCUCCAGACUAGCCUACGGUACCAAGAUAAAAUUAACAUUCAUUGCUUUUCCCACUUAUGCCUUUUGCCUCACCACUGACAUGUGGCCCUCAGAAGGUUGUGUUUGGAAGGGAAUCUGGCCCCCAGGCUGAAAAAGUUCCCCACCCAGCUGUUCCGUAGAAUUCCUUCAGUCACAAAAAUGUGAACUCUAUUUUAGCUGGGGACUGUGAUGGAUAAAAGUGGGAGUAUUGACCCAAGCUCUUUUUUGCUCCUCCUUUUCUCCCCACCCGCUCCCUUGGUUUGCUGCAGGUGUCCAUGACAGUAUAUGACAUUCCUGACUUGCUUGGCGGAAGGGGUUGCCUUGGGUCGGUGAUCUUCUCAGAAUCAUUCCUGGCGUCACAAAUUCUUGUGAAAGAAAAAGGUAUUUUUGUCGCCCAAGAAAACCUGCGGGGGGGGGGAGCUCUUUCAAAUGCAACGUCAAAUUACGUUGCAUGUGGAAUGGCUUUUGGUUCACGCGUAACACCAAGCCAGCUUGGACAGUGUGUGAUCAAACUUUGGGCUUGCAGACUCCUCCUACCCCCUAUUAUUUUCCUCUUGCGUAUUUGGAUUGCCUCUCUUUCACAAUAAACUACGGCUUGCUGUUCCACCUAUAGUUUGACCGUGCUGGUAUAGAGGGCAAGCACAAACUAUAGGUUGCCUGUUUGGGUGUUACAGCAACCUAUAGUUUGACAGAAGAGAGUGGACAUGGGAGGGCAGAUUAAGCAGAAUGGGCGUCACAUGACCCCCAAGGUUCUUCCAUUCAUUGGCUGAUGGCUUAGCAUUUCAUGCAAACCAACCCAAUGAGUAAAUGCUAAAUUCUUAUCAAGCACACACUAGCAAAUGGCUCAGCUUCACUGUGAAGUCUGCAUAUUAUUUAUCUGGGGAGGCAUUCCCACCCCCUGCCCCCAUUUGCCUUCACAAGCCUGUCCACACCAAGCUAGUUUCUUGAACUUAUCAUGGCACGGAGUUAGAGCACGUGAUAAAUUAUUUCACCUUUAGGAACCUUCCACUUACGGGUACAUGAGCCAGGAGGGAAGAGUCAUAGUGGUUGGACAUCUGCCUUGCAUGCAAAAAGACCCAGGUUAAGUCCCCAGCAUCUCCCGGUAUGACUGGGGAAGACUCCUUGUUUGAAAUCGUUCUGCAGUCAUUGUACACCAGCCUUUCCCAGCCUGGCUCUCUCCAGAUGUUUUGGACCAUGAAUCGGUCCCAGCCAGCAUCACAAAACAUCUGGAAAAUGUCAUGUUGGUGAAGGCUGGUGCAUACAGUACUGAGGUGAAUGGAUUGUUGAUCCAAUCACAUCCUAUGCUCCCAGUGGACCUAAGAUCUCCGUCUUGGCAACCUCUCUGAUUUGCAGAGUUCGCUGGAGGCAACAUCUACAAACUGUCCCCUUCCUGUUACAGUCAAACCUCGGUUGCUGAAUGUAAUUUGUUCUGGAAGGCCGUUCGACUUCCAAAACAUUCGACAACAGAGGUGCGGCUUCCGAUUGGUUGCAAGAGCUUCCUGCACUCAAGCGGAAACUGCGUCAGAUGUUCGGGUUCCGAAAAACAUUUGUAAACCGGAGCAUUUACUUCCGGGUUUUCGGCGUCCGGGAGCCAAAAUGUUUAAAAGCGGAGCCGUUUGAGAACUGAGGUUUGACUGUACAUGGCUUAGGAAAUGAAUCCCUCCAAUGAAACAGCCCCACUGAGCCACAGGCAUGCAGGAUGUUAAAUCUCCGGACGCUCAGGAGCUACGCUACUUAUGCUUUUCUUUGCUUUCCUGCAGAUGGCACUAUUAGCACAGAAACCAGCUACGUCAUUCUCACUGCAGCUAUCCCAAGAUCUGUUUCUUGGCUGGUAGGUAUGACUUCAUUCCCUUAACCCCCCCCCCUUUUUUUUUCUUUUAGUGAUAUCAUUGUGGAACUUUUUCUUACGAAUGUGCCGAAAGCAAGGAAAACUACUCUCCUGAGCUUGUUCCAAGUGCAACUGUGAAAUUGUGCUUGAAAUGGAUUCUGUACUUGGCAAUCUUAGUCAAUGAUACUGGGAGGUGGAAAGCUGAUUAAAUAGGACCGAGGACCGAAUAGUGUUAACUUUUCCUGCGUGCAAAUUCAGCCAAAGUGCUUUUGUCCAGUAGGAAAUGAAAAGUAGAGGGGAUUCCAAGAUAGGAGGAGACUUUGGCACAAAGCGUGAGGAUCACACAAAUGAAGAGAUGCUCUGUGGUGCGGCACAUAGAGAGAUGGACUAGGACAGGCAUAGGCGAACUCAGCCCUCUAGAUGUUUUGGGACUACAAUUCCCAUCAUCCCUGACCACUGGUCCUGUUAGCUAGGGAUCAUGGGAGUUGUAGUCGCAAAACAUCUAGAGGGCUGAGUUUGCCUAUGCCUGGACUAGGACCCAGGAGAGACUCAGCCUUGAGAAUCACAAGGUAUCAACACUUUGGAGGUCCCGUGCCUCAAGGAGGUUAGAUUGGUCUCAACUAGGGCCAGGGCCUUUUCAGCACUGGCCCCAACGUGGUGGAACGCUCUGUCACAAGAGACGAGGGCCCUGCGGGACUUGACAUCUUUCCUCAGGGCCUGCAAGAUGGAGCUGUUCUGCCUGGCCUUUGGUUUGGACUCAGUCUGACCCAAACUCUUAUGUUUCCCUCCCCUUAUGGUCUUGAUUUAUCGGCUACUUUAAAAUGGGACUGCAUUUUAAAUUGCAUUUUAACCUGUAUUUUAAAUUGGUUCCCUCCCCCGUUCCCCCCAAUUAUGUUUUUACUGUGAUUUUAUUGGUGUUAGCCGCCCUGAGCUCUGGCCGGGGAGGGCGGGGUAUAAAUAAAAUUUAUUAUUAAGGCUACCUUCGCCCAGUCACUGUCUUUCAGCUUAAGCCCGACACCCGAGUAAAACUGUCAUAUGGCACUGCGGCUGAAGACCAUUUUAUGCUUGCUCUAUAAAACUGGGGCCAUGGAUGAUUGCCAUAGUUGAGCCCAUGAAGUCCAAAGGGAUAGCUCAGUCGAUGGAGCAAUCAGAUGUUGAUCUCAAGGUUAUGGGUUCGAGCCCCACGUUGGAUGAAAGAUUCCUGCAUGGCAGGCGGUUGGACUAGAUGACCCUCGUGGUCCCUUCCAGCUCUACAGUUCUGUCGUUCUAAGUUGCGCACCUUGAAACGGUUCAGGCGGCAGAAGCUGCAAGAGAUCCACUGCAGCUACAUUACAGGAUUUCCAGUUUGCAAAGGAAAUGCGCUGAGCUGAAGCAAUUGUUUUUUGUUUAUAGGUUGAAGAUAAUGAAGUGAAACUGUCAGAGAAGGCCCAGCAAAUCCUGAAGGUUUGUAACGCAACUUGGCCGGCCGAUUAAGCUUGAGGUCGUGUGAGUGUGUCUGAGUCAACGCUAUGCUGGUGGAGGUUCCCAAGAAUAUUAAGCUUUGUGUUAUAUUGUCCGUUUCUGUCUCAGUGCUUGUCCUCUUCCUCCCCACCACUUGUUUUGCAGAUUUAGCUAUUUAGAUGUGGUUUGCAUGCACAAUGAGAAGGCUAGAAGCAACUUUUCUGAGCCUGUCCUUGAACGAAAUGAGGCUAAAGGGCCAUUGAGGGCGCAGUCCUCUGCCCUGCAUCCAGUUUAGAUGAGGGGACAUUCAGUCCACUAUUAUGUACAAGCAGUCCUGCUUGAUGGAGACAGAAGACAGCCCUGGCUUCAGGAUGUUACCUCUGUCUAAAACUAGACACUCCUCCCUCCAGGUGCCCCAUACCUCCUAAGGGGAGGCCUUGCAAUCAUUCUGAGAACCACUGGGGCAGGGAUAGGGAAUCUAUGGCCCUGCAGAUCCUGCCCAUCAAACGUGGCUGAGAGUGAUGGGAGACCAAGAGAAAACCAAGGGCCACUGGUCGCCCAUUCCUCAUGUCGGGUACAGUCAGAAAAGACAAGAGGUUUUGCCAUUGGUUCAGGGAUGGCUCAUAGAGCAUGUACUUUCCGUAGCGAUUUGAAAGAUCACAUAGCAACUGAGAAAACAACUCCUUUGUGCCUGAGACUCUGGAGAACCUCCUGCAGUCAGACAAUGAUGAACUGGACGGACAAAUUGUCCGAGUUGGUACCAGGCACCUUCCAGUGUUCCUAAGGGGUGUUGUGGAUCAACGUUCAGCCGAUAGGGAGAGAGUCUCUUUCAAAUAUAAUUGGUCCAGUUCAGAGACUCUGUUGCCAUUGUUUGAUCCUGAAAAAACUCCCCAUCUUUAUAGGAAGAAGAAUCUUUCCUGGGAACCUUUCUGAUGGGAGGCGACGGAGCCUAUAUUGCUUCCAGCAAUUCGCUGUGUAGACCGGAGGAAGGUAAGUGACCUGCCCUGAUGGGACGUUCAAAUGAACAGGCAGCAAAAGGAGAGGCCCAUGCGCGUGCACACACACACACACACACACACACACACUCGCCUUGGGUAUCUCAACUUCCCUGCUUUUUUAUUCACCCCCUGUUUCGGAAAGUCUGCCAUUUUGUCAACGCCCGUGAAUUUGAAUCUCAAGUGAAAUGUAACGGUCAAGAUUCAAAGGACCUCACGUCUAGCCCUAUGCCUGGGCAUGUGUGCUGGUUUCAGGAGCAACCCCUUCCUUGUUGAACAGCAAGCCUUUUUUAAAAAAUGAGAGCUUCAGGAGCAGCUUUUGACGUGGCAGGAGGUAAUAAAAUGCCAUCAGUUAUUAACACAUCUGAAAUAAUUCUUAGGUCCUAGUCCCCAUCCUCAGCUAGUGCUUUGUCUUUAUUCUUUCCUGUUAGAACAAUUGUUUUAUUAUGAAAUGGAAUCCUCUCAAAUAAACCUCCUUGUUGUGCUGCUAGUUGUAUCUUGUCAUCUACCUGUUUCAGUAUGAAACUGCUCUGAGGUUCAAGCUCCACAUCCAGCGUUGCCGCUCGUGGCAGCAUUUCCUUGGGGGUGCAAAUCAGCCCCAUGGAUCAGCAGAGCCGCUCUGUCCCUUAACCGUAAAGACCUCCCUGAGUCCCAUUUCAGCUUGAGUCAGUCCCAGAUGCCUAUCUAUUUACACCAUUCUGGCGCUCUAACUUGGAUUUACACACACACACACACACACACACACACACAAAAAUACACACCUGGUGUACCACCUGAGCCUCUCUGACAAGGCAUUUGCACUAAGAUGUUCACUUUAGGAAAUCUCCUUUAGACCUCUUUAUCCAAAAGGCUUUUCGGAUAACCCAGCGCUGCGUGGGCUUCAAGGUUUUAGCUUGCCAUAUUUGGUUUAAGCGACAAAGUGAAACUGCAAAUGUGCUUUUGCCUCCAAAGGGUAGCAUUUGCUCCUAAAAUAUUACUUCCUUAAAAGUAAAUACUGACUCUGGUAAGUUCCAGGAUCUGGUGGAUUUAAUCAUCGGAGUGAAUUUUUAUGCGUCGUUCACAUUUUUUAAAAAAGAAAAGUGGGAAGAGGGUGAAAAAUUUAAUUUGUGACUACGACUCUGCUCUCUAAUGGGAGAGUGACUGAGAAAUGCAGAAGAAAAAGGGCACAUUUUGCAUAGUUGCAUUUCCCAAUCUCUGUCUCGGAUUCAGCUUCUGUGGCGUCACUUUAUAGGAAUGAGUUUUCCUAAAGGAAUUUUGCUACACUUCACUGCCCUUAAAAGACAGUGUACAGAUAUAUAGAGCAAUGCAUCUGAAACACAAAAGUAGUUUGCUUAUUUAAAGCAAGUGUAGUGUGGAUGUGUCCAGAGGCAGCAUCCGGGCCUGCUCUCGUUGGGACCGUUGCCUCUUUUCCUCAUGUUCAGUUCAGCCUAAAAGUGGGCAGUACCGUGCAUGAUCCUCGAGUUCAUAAUAAUAAUAAUAAUAAUAAUUUAUUUAUUUAUUUAUAUCCCGCCCAUUUGGUUGGGUUUCCCCAGCCACUCUGGGCGGCUUCCAAAAAAAUAUUAAAAUACAAUAGUCUAUUAAACAUUAAAAGCUUCCCUAAACAGGGCUGCUUUCAGAUGUCUUCUAAAAGUCUGGUAGUUGUUGUUCGCUUUGACAUCUGGUAGCAGGGCGUUCCACAGGGUGCCACCACCGAGAAGGCCCUCUGCCUGGUUCCCUGUAACUUGGCUUCUCGCAGGGAGGGAACCGCCAGAAGGCCCUCGGUGCUGGGCCUCAGUGUCCCAGCUGAACGAUGGGGAUGGAGACGCUCCUUCAGAUAUGCUGGACCAAGGCCAUUUAGGGCUUUAAAGGUCAGCACCGACAUUUUGAAUUGUGCUCGGAAACGUACUGGGAGCCAGUGUAGGUCUUUCAAGACCGGUGUCAUGUGGCCUUGGCAAAAAGAUCUGCCUGGCUCCUUAUACAGAGGGAUUUUAAGCCGAUGCAUGAAGCGUCUCAUGUAUUCUUCUCCUCCCCACCCCUGCUUCCCUUUGCAGGUAAGCUCUAUUUCUUCUCAGAGGGCCUUCUGUUCUGCCACCCGCACUACGGAAGCAUCACCAUUUCCAAGGCUCACAUGACAUCCAUCAGGUUCUACGAUGGGGUGAGUGCUGGUCCAGUCGAAGCUCUGUUCUUGCCGCAACCGGUCCAUGCAGGCGGAAAAACUUUCUCCAGACUCGUGCAAUGCAGGAGUCCAGAAUUCUACAGGGCAGAAAUACCCGCCCCCCCAAGCUUGGGAAUAAUAAGGACCAGAAGUUGGCCAGACUCUCCUCUGUCUCGGUGGCAGGUGUAAGAAGAAAAACAGCCUUGAAAACUGGGGAGAUGUGGGGAUGAAUUGCAAUAAAAUGGGGAGCGGGUGAGUGUUGCCAUCCCACAACAUCAGGUGGCGCCGGGGGGGCUGCCUGCUGUAAUAAUAAUAAUAAUAGUAAUAAUAAUAAUAGUAAUGUUUAUAUAUACCCUGCCCUCCCCGGCCAGAGCUGGGCUCAGGGCAGCUAACACCAGUAAAAUUACAGUAAAAACAUAAUAGGGAAAAAACCCAAUUUAAAUUACAGGUUAAAAUGCAAUUUAAAAUGCAGCCUCAUGCAGAAGGAGGAGUGGCAUGGCAGUGGAAUCAGCAGGGAUCGUGUGCUCUUUUGCCCUGCACCCAACAGCUUAAGUAGGGAACUUUUAGACGUGCUCAAAGUAUGUGUGUGUUUCCUUCUGCCUCGAGUCUUCGAUUACAUCACCACUCCACAAUCUGCAAAAGCAUUUGGUGGAAGCGUGGCUUAUUAUACGUGAAGAACAAUGCAUAAUGGAGGGGUUAAACUUGAAAAGCUCCAGAUUCAAAGGCUAUGAACGCACAUGCCCCUUUGAAUCCUUUCUCCCCCUGCCUGCCUGCCUGCCCCUUUGUGGCGUUGCAAGCUGUGUGGGCCCUGACCUUCCUUCUAUUGUUUGGCUCCAAGACACCCAACUCCUAUAAACCUCUGGCUAUUUAUGGGGCCUCGGCUAUCGCUUCUGAACGGCUGCCAGGUAUUCUAGUGCGGAGCAAAAACUCCGAAAGGGAAUUUGCAUUGUUUCACUGACCUGGCAAGGCAUGAGGCUGGAGAGCUAAAAAUAACACAAAUGAGAUGAGAGGUGGCGAUAGUUGGGAACAUCUGUAGCCUAGCAAUAAUGCAGAUAUACAGGAAGAGAUAAGCAUUUUCAUCUCUAAAUGAAUCAGCGCCCUAGCGGCAUAUUCUAUAAGCUGCCUCCCCUCCACUUUACGCUGACCAUUUCUCUUGAUAACCAUCUGGGAAAAGGGGGGUGUUUCAGAAUCAGCAGUGCCAUAUUUGAAGUGUUUGCACAUUGCCGCUGUGUUCCAGAAACCAACUUUCAGAGGGAACCUCCAGGAUGCUAAAAACAGUUUCAGAGAACCUGCUUGCAAAAGCAAUAAUAAGCUCCUGGUCGGUUUCACUUUGGUUCAGUGUAUGUUGGUUUUUCUUCUUGACCAGGUUCAGACGUAGGUAAAGGUAAAAUGGGCUGGUGGCAACUAAAUGGGAGGCUUACCUCCCCAUGCAUCUCCCCCAUCAGGGAGCUAAUCCAGGAUCAGGCUAUUCAGUCUUUCAUGGACUCAAAUGCUGUACUGCAACAUCCCUUUUAAACAGAGGUAGAUAGUAGUGUUGCAUUCUUGUACAAAGUCUCUUUCUAACCAGCUGUUUUCAAACCUUGGAAGUAUAUGCAAAAGGAUGUCCAUGAUGUCGGGUUUUUCUAUAUGGGGGACAUCCUUCGGGGUGGGCAGGGGCUCUUGGAUAGCCAGUUUCCCACCCGCCUCCUUUCAGAAGUGGUUCUCUCCCUGUCCUUUUCCCUAGGACUCCACAAGUGUUGUUGCCGCUCUCCUUAUCGACUACAAGAGCUCCUUGCUUGCUCACCUGCCGGUCCAGCUCCACACUCCAGGCAACUCUCUGAUGAUCGCGCUUUUCCCAAAGUCAAAGCUUUAUAAAGCUUUCUACUCACAGGUGACGUGAACAAGAAAUUGGUCUAGAAGUAAAAAAAUGCCCUUUUCAAUAUCGUGGGCAAGGGGUGCCCCAUAGAGAGAGUGUCAUUACGAUGUUCUGCCGGCCGACUCCCCCUUGCGGUUGGUUUCCCCGGGUCAGGAAGGCUCGGGAAGAGGGAUGAAGCCAUCGGGGGCUCUGCUCCUUCCUGCCUCUCAGCCGGGCCCUGAUCCGAGCAGGUGUUUCCAUAUACAUCCCCUUUCUCCCAAGUAACCUCACAGAGAGCUAGCCAUGGAUUUUGGCAGCUGCGGCUGUGAACUUCUUUCCUGACUUUCCACCUGCUCUGCUCCUGUGGCCCUGGGGGUGAUGGGAGUGGUCCGAGAGGCAGCCAGGAAUAUGGGCAGUUGGCAUGGGGACUUCCAAUUUUGGGGUUGGCAUAUCCAGAUCCACUAGCUUGAGGGUAACCAACGUGGUGCUCUCUCUCUCAAGAUGUUGCUGGAUUCCAUCUUCCAUCAGUGAGCACCCAAAGAUGAUGGAAGUUGUUGUGUCUGACACCAUCUGAAAGGCUACCACUGCAAUUCCUCUUCAGGGUCACAGUGAAAAUGCAUCUUCUCCUCUGUGCAGACCUCAAGUUUGAGGUCUGGGCGGGGCUGAACCCUGGGUCUUGGCUUGGUCGAAAUGCCUCUGGUUUACUCUGACACAAGCGAGCGAUGAACCUUCUUUGCCACUGCUGUUUGCCUUCUCUGUUGUUGACUGUCUUUUGAAGUCACACAAGAUACUGUGUUCACUGAUGGAUGAACGUGCAAGUAAUAAUUUGCACACGUGAAAGGGUCAUUGCAAGUUAGACAUCCCUGACAGCGUGUUCACGUUGUCUUCAGAGCGAUGGCUUUUCAGCAGAGGAACAAAUCAUAAAAUUGUUGAGCGGUAAACUGUGUGGCAAGAGAGUAGUGUUUGUGUGGUUUUGUGUGUGUGUGUGUGUGGUGUGUGUGAGAGAGAUAAUCUGCCUUUGGCUCUAUGGAGAAGAGGCAAUGUUUUGUAUUAAUAGAGUUUUGUUAAACAAAAUGCAUGGCAAAUACCGAAUAAAAACGGGUAAUGAGUCAAUUGAAGUAAAAUCAGAUUUUAAAGUAUCUUGGGAGUUACUAAUCCACCAAAGCCCGAAAUCCAAAGGGAAGUUGGUUAAUAUAGUACAGAUCGUGCCAUUUGUUUGUUGGGGGACGGUAACUCCCCCCCAAAAAGCAUAUCUUGAUGAGCAUGAGCCAUGCUGACACAUUAACCUUCUUCUCCAGAGUAAUGAUUUAACUGCUGUUGAUUACUGGUAGAGGAAAAGCAAAGCAUAAUCUCAUUAAUGCUGACAUGAAAAAUAGCUCAUUUUCCUCUUAUUAAAUAAACCAUUUAAAGCGCCGCAGCUCUGUUCAGUUUCCAUCUCUUAGUGUUAGCAUUUAUUACCAUGGCUGACAGCAGGCUCCAGUUGUUCUGGGAAGCCCGGUUCGGUUUUUAAACGCCUUCCGCAGAGAGGAUUCCUAAUUACAGAUGUUAAUAACUAGUAGUACCCCAGGAAUCCUCUUGGGUUAGCCAUCAGUGGUGGUUCACCUUCCAAAACAAAUACCAUCUCAUAACUCCACUGCAACUAUUAAAUGCAGCAUUAAACUGUGUAAUUUGAAUGUUUUGUAUUCUUCCUUGUAGGUUUGCUCUGUCUGGCAACAGCGGGGGAAUUCGGGAGUAACCUUGAAGAUGACCCAGGAUGGCUGCCUGCCUGUAGAACAGGAGAAAUUGUGAGCAGAUGGUUCUUCCCCCCUCUAUAGAAUGGCAUGGAACAGGGGGGAGCCGCAAGAAAACAGGGCAGGGUGGAGUGCUCCUGUCCCAGGAGGCUUGCCUGCCAGCCGUGCCCUUUUCUGGGAAGUUCCAUUCCAUCCCAUCUCCCCGCUCAGCUUUUCCAUUUUUCACCAGUCAGCCAGCAUUCAGUGAGCACAUUUAGCCUCUGUUGAGCUCAGCCACCACUUGUCCUGCCCCAGAGGAUUUUUCAUUCGUCUGCAAACCUUAGGGUUGAGGAUGUUUCACCCCUCCCAUUGCAAGAAUCUGCUGACAAUGUUUCAGAAAGGAGGGGGCGGAUUUUGCUCAUCGCUUCUUCCGCUCCAGCCUGUGGGAGUCUGAGUGUUAUCUGUAUAUAGAUAAGGUGACUGCUCAAGCAGCUGUAACACUCAUGCAGUCCAGUGUCUCUGAUUAGUAUUUAGUUAGUUUAUGCAGUAGCUGUAGAGAAUAAAAGAAGUUAUACUUCAGAGCUGUCGUUCGUGUGGUUCAUGCUCUGCUGUGCUCUGUGACUUUUGGAACUGAGUUUGGUGCUCACAGCUCUAAGUUGUGAGUCCACAGCACUUAGACCUGCUCCCUGCAGUGGAAGGUCUCUGGGAGUGCUUUUCCAGCUCGCCUGGCCCAGUCGGGGCUGAAGAGGUUGAGUCCAGUCAUUGGCACUGGCUCAAAGGCGAAGCUGACAAGGGUUUCCUCCUGUCUCUGCUCAUUCCUCCCCCUUGUGUGCAAGUGGUGCUGUUUUGGCAAGAUAAGGAUCCCCACUAGAGAGCAAAUUCACUCAUAGUGUAUCUAUAGAAGGUUCUGUGUGCUGUGGAGUCCCUCAAUGUGUGUUUCACGCUGACGCAAACUAAAUAUCGAGCCGUUUCCUGGUUUGCUUGGUGUGUGCAGUUGCUUUUUCCUCUCCUGUCCCCUGAUCCGUUGCAUUUAUUCUCUUGUGGAGUUAGCAUUGCCAGCUUAUAUUAGUGGAGGUCCCUCUGGCCUCCUUUGAGGCCACUGGUCCUUCAGCUGGUGCGUCAGGACCCGCGAGAAAGUCUCCCUGCAGCCUAAGGUGAGUCGCAAGAGUGCCAAAGCCAUUUUCCCUUUUGCCUGGGUUUCUUGUUAAACAGGAGCACAGAUGCAGAGAGAGAGAAAGACAGGUAACAGUGCAAUGGAGGAGAGUCACUCAGUAGUUUAAUAGGAGCCCAUUUAUAGGUUCAUCUUCUCUAAGCUGCCCCUACCCCAAUUCCCUCAUCUGUUAAAAGCUCUUAAAAUUUCAGCGCUCUGCUGCUCUUUGCCAUUCAGUCACCCUAAAAAGAAGUGGCGGGGGAACAAGUGUGUGCAUGAAGAAAUCUGAAGUUUGCCAUUAAAAUGUGUGUCCUGGCUCCAAAAUGUUUGAAGGCUAACUGUCCUGAUGCACACUGAUGCAGUCAUAGUGCAUUCGCAGCAGAUUUAUACUGUGCCGUCCACAUAGGAGAUACAGUGGAGAACAUUACAGGCUUCCAGUCGGAAGCUCCUAGGCUUGCACUGAUUGGGAACACAGCAGGAUUUCCACUCCUGAAGUUCUGCAUGGAAAAACAGUGUUGAGGGGGAGUUGCAUCCUUCCACCCAGUGCCAUCACGAGCACAAACCCGCUUGCAUGUAGAAUGCAAAGGGUACCUGGAGGUGUUCUUGGUCGCAGCUUGGCCUGAGUGGUCGCUCCAGCAGAGCCACAGCUGUCUUUUGGCAAGAGGGAGGGAAGAAGUGAAAAGGAGAACGCUAUAGGAGGGAGAGAGGCUGAAGAGAGAGCGAUUAUAUUACCUGGGCACAAUGCAGGAGCAAAAGUCUCUUGUACAAAGCUGCAUUGAAUGAGUGGCGUAUUUCACUCCCCUGCCAGACUAUUCUCUUGGCCUCAUGUUGAAAGGUGAGUUUGAGGCGUGGUGGUUUAGCUUUGCAGCAAUGCACGUUGACUAGAAGGAAAUGGAGACAGCAUUUUCCCACGGCCAGAUCCUUAGUUCUAAAUGUGUGUCCUUGUUCCAGGCAUACCAGCAUGCAGAAGCUUUUCACCGUCCUGUCCUGUCCCCCCGGAGAAAGAUGGAGCCAGCUGAGAAUAUCGGUCAGCCUCCCAGAUCUGGACAGGUGAGAUUUCUCAAAAAGAGCCUUUGCGUGGCAAGUUCCCGCCUCCCCCGGGUGGAAAUAAAGACACAUGGCACAAAUACUAGGUUAAUGGGCAAAAAAUGGCCACAACUUUAUUGGUUACAGGAAUGAGCGGUAUUGGCUUGGGCAUUGGUCCUAAUCGACUAUAUCUGGCUUCAGCCCGAUUGCUUGAAGACCGGGAAGGGUUAACCACCAGUAGGGGGAGUCCUGCUGAUGCACAUCAACUAGGAACUCCCCCGGGGUCACCGCUCGGGGGCGUGCCUUAGGCCCUCACCUCCAUAGGCUUCAGACAGGGCCACGCCCCCCGGAAUCCUCUACCCUUCGAUAGGCGGCAAAAGAGGGAGUUCCCCGGCUGCACCAGUGUGAUAUCACGCAAGCCAUGCCCCCCUAGGCCAGCUGAAUGGCUGGUCAGGGGAUGACGCGGCCAGGGAUCCCCUCAAUCGCGUGGAGGCUGAGAGCCAGCCCCCCGCGCACGUGGAGAGGGCGUGAAGCCCGCAACUCCACCUCCUCUCGAGUUCGGAAGUGGUUUUGUGCUGACCAAAGGACAAGUUACCCCAUGGAACCCCAGUUGUUUGUUAGCUGGGCACAUGUCUCUCCAACUCUGGGUGGGAAUCGGGUCUUGUUAUGGAGCAAGUUCUUAAGCCACAAAUUGGCUGGUUUUGGAAUUAAUGGGGGAAUGUGCUUCGAGAAACAGAGAUAAUGGGGUGUGUGGAGAAAGGGAGGCUGGUAUGGAGCGCACGGCUUACACUUGGUCCAAAAAACUAAGGUUUAUUGGACCGAGAUGAUUCCAUAUAAAUUGGGCCUUUGCUGGAUUCUCAGCAUCUUUGUGGGCUCAAUGGCAGCCAUGCAGGCUUCCAGGGCUUCCUCCUAAAAAGUAAGUAUGGCUGCGAACAACUCUGCGCUGUCUUCUUCCUCCAAAGAUUUCUACAGCACUUUACGGUCAGCAGCGUAAGCCGUGAGCCAGUGAUGAGAGCCCAUUUGCCCACGUUGCUGCAGCAGUCCAAAGCGCUUCCUGACAACGAGGCGGAGAAUGAUAAGGUAAGAGCUAAUCUGAGACCCUCGACAUUUCUUAAAGGUCCUCUGUUUGCAUUACAGUGUUUUUACUUCAUUUUCGUGCAUUUUCCUCCAGUGUAACCCAUCUUGGCAACCUGAUUGCAAGGGGUUUUACGUACUUGUCUGCCAUUUUUAAAAAAAACUUCUUUUCAAAUUUGGCUUUCCUGCCCUUAAAAUAGCCUCUUUCAAACAUAACAUACACACAUGAUUACUUCGUCCUGCCCACAGACCCAUUUUAGCCCCUUUGAAAACUAGCAGCGCAGUCAGUAAUGAUGGCAAUGAUUUAACUAGUUCUUCUCCUGCUUUGAGGUGGUGAUCACCAUCUUAACCGGCCUCCCGGGAUGUCGCUCGAGUGAUCUCUGUUCUUUCCUGGUCACUUUUAACAAAGAAUAUGGAAGGUUAGUUGCGAUUUACUUUGUUGCUGUUUUCCUCCUCCUCCUCUUUUUAAAAAAUAGUGGUGGCUGAUGGGAAACUAUGUCCUGCUAAAGCUGUUCGUAGGGGAGCAAUUAGUGGUCAGGACCUUCUCCAAGUAUGACCUCUCUGCCUUGGAGCCUGGUUCUGCUGAGGUGCUCGAAUGGUCUAUCCCAGUCUUUGCCAACCUGACACUGCCCAGAUGUUACAACUAGCCCCCAUCAGCCCCAUGGUUACAGGCAGGGGUCUUUCCCUGCACUCCCAGGAGAUUCGUGGGAUGGAUCCUGUGGCCACAAAGCUGCGGCCUUUUACUGAGGGCAACUCACAGGGUGGUUUUUCCUUCCCCCCAGUCCUGAUUUAGACAAAGCAGAGGUGUGUGGGAAGUAUUAUUAUUUAUCACCACGUAUUCUCUAAAGGCAUUUGUUUUACCACCUCCUAUGUUAAGUCUCGGAACAUGGGUGGCUCUGUGGGUUAAACCACAGAGCCCAGGGUUUGCCGAUCAGAAGGUUGGCGUUUCGAAUCCCCGCGAUGGGGUGAGCUCUCGUUGUUUAGUCCCAGCUCCUGCCAACCUAGCAGUUCGAAAGCACAUCAAAGUGCAAGUAGAUAAAUAGGUACCACUCCGGCGGGAAGGUAAACGGCGUUUCCGUGCGCUGCUCUGGUUCGCCAGAAGCGGCUUAGUCAUGCUGGCCACAUGACCUGGAAGCUGUACACCGGCUCCCUCAGCCAAUAGAGCGAGAUGAGCACCACAACCCCAGAAUCAGUCAUGACUGGACCUAAUGGUCAGGGGUCCCUUUACCUUUACCUUAUGUUAAGUCUCAAGGCGGUGUACAACACUGUUAAAUUGCAGGAAGAAAGAGCCGGUGAAAAAAACUAGGGCAAAAUAAGUUACAAUGUGCUGAUGAUAACAUACAGUGGUACCUCGGGUUACGAACUUAAUUCGAUCUGGAGGUUUGUUCUUAACCCAAAACCUUUCUUAACCUGAGGCGCGCUUUAGCUAAUGGGGACUCCUGCUGCCGCGCGAUUUCCGUUCUCAUCCUGGGGCAAAGUUCUCAACCUCAGGUACUACUUCCGGGUUAGCGGAGUUUGUAAGCCGAAAUGUUUGUAACCUGAGGUACCACUGUAUUAAUGAUAUGUGGUGCUGCGGACGGUGUUGACAAUGAAGCAGGCAGCAUUGUUCUGACUUCGUUAUGCUCUUUUAGGUGGCUUGUUUAUCGCCAGACCAUGGACAGCCCUGAAUGUUUCAGCGCAGCUCAUUUCCAACGGUUCCUGGCAAGCGUCCUUGAACCCCAGCACAGCCGAAGUGCUCGUCUCUCGGCUUACAGUAGGAAGAAAGUGAGGCUGCUGGUGGUUCUGCAAGGGUAAGAGACUGCUUUUAGAUCUGCGUGAGCUUUUAGCAAUCUGCCAUCUUCAUGUUGCCACUUUGAGAUGUGUUUGACCUCAGAUCUGUAAAGUGGGAGGUGGGUUUAGGUAGAAUGGGAUCUUCUGGUAGAUCUCUGGAUGAUGUGCACUAGGUUGAUAACAGUUUCUGGCUCCCAGUUGUCUUACAGUGGCAGCAAGUGAAAUGCUCCUCUCCCACCCCACACAAAACCAGGAUUGCUGAAAAAUGAAUGCUUGGAGCGGGGAACCAGGAGUGGAUUUUUUCUGUGAAAGAUCCUGAUCACAGAUACCUUGACUCUGAGGCAUUCCUCUUACUUAAUUCUUAGUGUAUGUCCGCCCAGCUGAGAUACUCUUUCGGACCAGGCUCCAGCUGGUGGAUCUUAGGAUUCUAGUUUUAUUAUUAUUAUUAUUUAAAAGUGAAGUAAUUCCCACAAGCCUGAAGCCUGCCUACCCCUGCAGAAUGGUAGCAAUAUCCGAGCAAACUAUUCAUAAGUAUAGCCAACAUAUUGUAGGCAAAGGACACCUUCACCCACCCACACACACACACAAAAAGAGAGGCACUUGAUGGUCUUUUUUUAUAUAAAGGGAUGCUUUUAGAGUGUUCAGAAGCCUUUUGCUUUGGUACAUAGCUACAUGUUCCAGAAAAAUCCGAAAUAACACACAUGAAUGCAGGUGAACGCGCACACUUUAUCCAAGCAUAAGUUUGGAGCGAGAGAGACUGUUUUUGUAACUUUUAAAUAGCCCCAAGAUAGCAAGUAGAAAGGCCUUCGUUGUCUUCCUUCCUGCCUAAAAGCUCCCACGCAGCACAUUUUAUCGGACUGGGUGGCAGGAGCAGCGUUGGCAAGCAUUGUUGGUCUUGAUUCAAAGCAUCAUGAAAUCGCUCUCCAAGGGAAGUGCUGCUGGGUUGAGGGGAGUUAUGGACCCAACACAGAAGCCCUUUACAAUAACGCACCAAGGCAUUUCUAUUAAGAAAUGUCGGAAGUGAGGUCAAGUAUAGUUUGCCCGCCAACGCAGAACAAGGGAUGGCAAGAAGCCUUUGAAAAAGCUGUUUGCAGCAGAUUCACCUUUGGCAUUUUGAGAAAGAGAUGAACACAAUGGAAACCAGGGUUGGGGGGGGGGACACAAUUGGUGCACGACCUCUUGUCCUUUUUCAUUGCUGUCUCUUUUUGCCUGCAUCUCCUCUCUUUUUCUGCAUCUCGAGAAUGAUGCUCUUAAGACCCCUGCUGGUUGGAGUCAAGGGUCUCUCUAAGCCACAAUCCUGCUCUCUGCCAGCUACCUAAGGCGGUGGCAAAUGUCCCUGCUGUGUGUUCCCUGCUGCGCACCUGAUGUUCAGAGAGAUGCCCUUGUGCAAAUCACAAGAGAAGAGCCAUUUUACCUCCCUGCGCCAGGACUUGGAUAAGAAGUGCUUUCUCAGAAUCGAAGCUCAUUGCGCCAUUCACGUAUACCCACGGUCUUUUUCCACCUAGGAUGGCAGCAGCCAUAGUCCUUGUGCUUCCCCAUCACAUCACAACCCUUUGCUUUCAUUCCAUCUGCAGAUACACAGACGUGAUUGACAUUGUGCAGGCCCUCCAGACUCACCCAGACACUGACGUGAAGGCUGCUUUUGUCAUUGGAGCCAUCAGUACUUGCGUUGAGCCGCUGAGUUGCUACAUGGAACACAGGUACCCCUUUACAAGCCCCUGCAUGCAUGGCACAGACAUUUCUCCCCCGUGUACCUGCACGUUGUCAUGCCAGCUGCCUUAGAAGCCACAGAUUUCUGUAGCCAGGGAAGCCGCACCUUGCGAGCUUUCCUAGAUGAGAUCAGAAAGGUCGCAGCAUGUCUUAACCAGAGAAAUGUCUUGGCUUGAAAGUGUCUUCCCUGGGAAGUGAUCUUGCCUGAGCGCUGCGAUCAGUUGAGGUAGAUAACCUUAUGCUUGAGGAACCAGUGAUCUUCCUGAGGGUGUGGUAGCUUCAGGGGGCUUUGAAGACUAGCAGACGACAUCUGCCUGUAUCCCUAACGCUCUUAACGCUAAUGCAUUUGUAUUUUACAGGCUUCUUUUCCCCAAGUUCCUGGACCAGUGCUCACAAGGUAAAAUCUCUGUAUGCAAAAGUAAGAUGCACAUUUCCUUUCAGGAAUGAAGCCGUAAGCCUUUAAGGUGUCCUGUGGAGACUGCUGCCGUACGGGGUGGUGUUGGCCAGCCAUAUAUCUGGCUAGCGGACGUCGAGAAUUAGGAUGCAGCAGGAGACCAGGCACUGAAACUUAGUAGCAAAUGGCAACGUAGGGAGCCGCUCGCAGAAGUGUCUGGUAGCUCCAGAAAAGCUUUAAAAAGUGGGUCCUGAUGGACAAGAGGGUGGCAGCCUAGCAAGCAGACUCUGUUGACAAGCAAGCAGGAGAGCUGGAUUGCUGUGUGACAGCAGUUUCUUUUUUUAAAAAAAAUAAUAUUUAUUAAAAUUUCAAAGAGUACAAGAAUUACACAAAAACAAAAAGUAAAAAUACAAGAAAAUACAAAAUACAGAAAAAAGAAUUAAAAAAAACCCUUAAAAAGAAAAAGAAAAAGAAAAAUAGAUCCAUCUUUCCAUAACUUACAUUCAUAUCCUUGUUUCCCAUGAAAAAUAAAAAGGAACAUACAAAAUAAAAACAGUUAAAAACACAUUAAUUUUCCCUAGCAUAUCCUCCUUACACUUAUUUCCCCGGACCUCCUCGUACCUCCCUUUUUUGUAUUCCAGUUCAGUUUGUUAGUUCAGCAAAUCCUUACCAUUACGCUUUUACCCAUUUGUGAACCUUUUUUUCAUAUCUCUUAAAGCAUUACAGCUGGAAACCACUUAGUUUCUAUCCAGCAUCCUUCUAAGAUUCAUUAAUUUUACAAUAUUUCUGUAAAUAGUCUUUAAAUUUCUUUCAGUCCUCUUUCACCGACUCUUCUCCCUGGUCUCGGAUUUUGCCAGUCAUUUCUGCCAAUUCCAUGUAGUCAAUCAUGCUGUGUGACAGCAGUUUCAGGGAGGAGCAUUGAGCUGACCUUUAAAUACCCACAACAGAGUCUUGUCCUUUUACUGAACACCUUGGCUUUACCACCUUUAUGCUUUGGUCUCCCAAGAGCACACAGUGGCUGAUGAAGACAUUCCCUAAGACAGCUGACCCCUUUUGCUCUCUUUCCCCCCCAGGUUUGGUGAGCAACGUGGUCUUCACAAGCCAUACAGCCGAGCAGAGACACCCACUCCUUGUUCAGCUCCAGAACCUCAUCCGAGCCGCGAACCCCACCGUUUCGUUCAUCCUGGCAGAAAACGGGGUCGUGACCAGGUAAGCCUGAAUGUUUCCACCUGCCCUCUGCGGCACGUGGGCCUCUCAUCCCGGAAGAGGAGAGAAACGCCAGUCCUUUUUGGGUGCUUUGCACAGGAAUGAAGCAGAUGUGAGAACUCUCAGUUGCCGGGGCUGCCAUUUUGCAGCCGAGACGCCUCCGCUGCUGGCGGCAAGCUGGCAUUUUCCAUAUCCUCCUCCGCUGCUGCUCUCCAACCAGAUGUUCCCAGACUAUGACUCACUGAGAGUUUUAAAUCCUUGUUUACAUUACAUUAACAUGGCCGCAAGCUACACUCAAGCUCCCUUUCGGAGGGUUGUGGGAAAACGGGUUUGAAAUGCUUUGGAUCUUGAAGAAGAAAAUGGUUCUUAGGGGUUUGAAGACGAUUUUUUGUUGUCUCCAGGAUCAGGAAGACUAGAAGCCAAAAAGCACCUGCUGUUACAUUAAAAUGGCAAGGCAGGAAAGACCCCCCCAGGUUGAUCUGACUCACCUGGUGGGUAGGAUGCAGGUUUAAAUCCUGCCGGUUGCCUUUGCUUCUGGGCAAGUGCACUUUAAAGGUGAUUGUUUUUCUGUAAACAAAACCUCGCUCUUUCUCCUACUAGGAAUGAAGACAUCGAACUGAUCCUAUCCGAAAACAGUUUCUCGGCUCCACAGAUGCUGACGACUCGCUACUUAACAUACCCUGGCUGGCAAGUAUCUCCUUUUGGUAAAAACGUUUCAAGUGCAAUAUCCUUUAAUAAACAUGAGCAUUAUAAAGCACUACUAGAUUUAUUUCCCCCUCCGUUUAAUCUGCCCAGAUAAAUCAUUUCAGUAAUGAAAUGCUGCAAUUAGUUUCUUAGAGAAAUCCAUUCACUUGUCUUGUUGUUCUCCUUCUCCAUUUUCUGAUUAAAAGAUGGCUGUCCGAACUGGAGAGCACUGUAGAAAUUUCACCAGACAGGGACGGAAUCUCUGAAAGGUCUCCUAGUCCAUCUCUUUUCAGUGUUGCCCGUGUGGUUUUUGCUGUUUGGGCAACAAAAGGGAGUUGAACACUUGGAAACCAGUUUGCAAUUAGGAGGCAUUCAUGAGCUAAGAGGGAAAUAAGAGGGUUUUUUGUGGGGUGUUCCUUACAGAUGCAUUGCAAGAAGCCAAAUAUCUUGGACAUCAUAUCGCUUAUUUCCCCCUCUUGAUCUCCUGUUUGAAUGCAGCGCCUUGUGUUUAAAUACCUCUAACACUCAAAUUCACCUAGAAUCAGAGUCAGAAGGGACCCUGAGGGUUAUCAAGUCCUUUGCAGGAAUCUCAGCUCAAGCGUCCAUGGCACAUGGCCAUCCAACCUCUGCCUAGAAUCCUCCAAUGAGUCCACAACCUCCCGAGGGAGUCCACAUACAGGCAUCACUUGUAUGUUGCAAGGAGAGGAAUGAUGCACCUAUUUAUGCUCUUCACAUUGGAACCCUUUGACAUUCCAGUUUUAGGUUUUUAACCUCACUUCAUGAACAUACAUGAACAUUAGGGCUGGUGGUUCCCCACCCUUGCUUUAACUGAAAAUGCCAAAGAUCUAAUCCAGGACUUUCCAUGCGCAGGUCAUGAAACUUUGACCCUCCCUCCAGCACAUACAGUGGAACCUCUACUUACGGAGAUAAUCCGUUCCGGAGGUCCGUCAGCUGGUCGAAACGAGAUGCUAGAAGAGGCAUCUUGUGCACGUGCGCAUUUGGUGGUAGCUCGCUUCUGCAUGUGCGCAGACGGUGGCAGCCUCUUCUGCACAUGCGCAGAUGGCAGAAGCUACUUCUGCGCAUGCACAGACUGCAGAAGCCACUUCUGCACAUGUAUGAAUCGCGGCAAAUCCAGUGUUUACUUCUGGGUUUGUCACGGACGCAACUUGGACCAUCCGUGAGACGAGGCGUAUGUAAAUCUGUACUUACUUUUCAUGCUUUUGCUGGAGAAAGCAAGCAAUCUAAGAAGCAUGCAUUUCUGUGUCAUCCCGGACUAGUUGUGGCGCUUUGAAUCAUAGAUUCGUAGCGUUGGAAGGGAUCACGAGGUUCUCCAACCCCCUGCAAUACAGGGAUAUUUUGCCCAACAUGGGGCUCGAACCCACGACCCUGAGAUCCAGAGUCUCAUGCUCUGCUGACUUAGCCACCUCAGGACUGAGCCCUAACCACAGUCCUGUUGGCCACCUUCUUUUGUCUUGAACACAAUAUUUUUUUCAGUGCCACUAAAAAUGUUUGUGACUCUCAAACUUCAAGGAAGCCAAAAUCCUGAAUGAUUUUACUAUUUUGAAUCCUGCUCCUCAUCUAAGUUCUGGAGAGGGAUGUGUGUGUGUGUUUUCCCUUCCCUAUAAUCCUUCCUGCAACACCCCAGGCUCCUCCCUCCCCUUUACCUGCUCUCUUGCUGUGUUCUGUCUUUGCAACCUUUGCCAUCGCUACUGCUGCAUAGUGAAGGGAGUCUGUGGGUGCCUGUUAAGAACCAGCAAAAGAGGUCUGCUUCAUGACCUGAACCUCAUCCAACAGCGGGUUGCAAGAGCUUUGGGACCGGACGAAAUUUGGAAAAUUGACGCACUGACAUGAUUCAUUUCUUCUCUUCCUCUCUUCCUCCUCUUCAGGUACGAGGGCAAAUUCUGUGCAGGUUCCACCUUUCCCCCGAUGGUUCAGAUCUGUGUGUGGUUUAACCGUCCUUUGGAGAAAACACGAUUUGUGGCCAAGUGUAAAGGUAAGAAGCAAUUGUAUGCAGAGAUUAAUUUUAGUACGGCGUUUUCUCCCUGAAAUUGCUAGCAAAUAACAUUUGUGGCCAGAAUCUCUCCCCCCCAAUUUUACAGUUGAUUUUAGGUGUCAUGAAAUUUAAUGGCUAUUUUUUAUUUGCCUUAUUUUUAAUGACCUGGGUAUUGUCUUGAGUGCAAAAAUAUAUUGACCCAGCUGAGGGUCUUGUGUACCUUGAUUUGGGGAAAGGGUCCUCUUUGCUUCUUCACCACCUGCUGCCAAGUGUCCUGGGCUGUCCUUGCCCUAUGUCACCCCACCUAUGCCCAGCAUAGCCAGAAAAAACUUCACAUCCUUGCACCUGUUCAUCGUUUCCACAAGCAGAAGCCUGAAAAUCUGCAACCGCAAACCUUCCUACUGCGUCGUGUGCUCAAUUAUGUAUGUCAAAGGAAAGGGAUGCCUUGGUGUUUGGUUUUUCUUUUGCCCAAAUUCAGUUUAGCACGCACAUUUCUGCGAUUAGGUACAAACAUUUCCUGAGCAUUUGAAAAAAUUGCUCCCUUAACCAUGAGGGCUAGAAACCCUUUUAAGCCAAAAAUGAGAUUUGAGGGAGCUUCGGUUUCCACACCACCAGGUCCCAGAUUUUGGCAUGAAAUCUCAAGCCCAGUAGUUUGUAUGUAUUGCAACACACAUCCUUGUAUCAUUUUAUAUACCAGAAUCUCUGCCUAGCAAUAACAUGUAUUAAAUCUCCGCUUUGCUCGUGUUAUGUUGCUCAUGUAUCUGAUCCUAGAAGACGCUUGUUUUAAAAGGGGAUUGUUUUAAAAAAGCAAAACCUUCUUGUUUCCUGUAUGUUUAAUGCAGGCUUUGCCAGUGUUGCCCCUGGCCUGAUAGUAAUUGCACCCCAAAACGUCUAGAGAGCAGUAUAUGGUCAAGGACUGCCUUAAUGUUUGCGGCCUGCUGGGUGCUCAAUAAAGGGUUACGCUAAAGCUAUGCAGGUGUCUUAUUUCUCCCAUACAUAUUUUCUAGCCUCCAUGGAAUUAAUUCUAGGGUGAAAUAGGCCCAAAAAAGCAAAUGCUUUUCAUUUCCCAUUGCACCCCCUCUUUAGUCAAGAAAGAUUAAGUAACUUGGCAGCAUUUUCUCUGUGCCUUUCUGUUUUCAAACAGCCCUGAAGUCCUCCAAAAAGUCAAGUCCUUUCUCCGGAAACGUGUACCACAUUUUGGGGAAAGUUAAGUUUUCAGGUAACAGGCGAGUGAUCGGUUGCCAUUUAUCUCCUUAGGGAAUGCUAUGGGUGGGAUCCUUUGCUGCCAACCUCCCCCCAAGCUCCGCUCAUGGAUGCUCCUGCUGCAGGAUGGGUGGGGUGGGGGGCUGAGGGGGUUUCUGCCAAUUCCCUUUUCCUCCUGCAGCCUCUUAUGCCUCCCCCUCGCCCAAAGAAACAGGCUCCAAAGUGGGAUGCUUCCAAACAGCAGAGGACGUGAUGAUGGGAACUGCAAGGGGGAGCCGGUGAAGGUCACCCCCCCUCCAGUUUCCGUAUCACUGGGAGCCUCCCUUGGAUUGGGAUCCUUUCCUUUUACAGGAGGAGUCCUUUCAUUCGCGUCCAAGCUUUUAUAUCGGCUUUUACAGCAUUGUUUUGAAGUUCCUUUGACUGAAACUCCCCUGGAAGGUGGGGGAGAUCUGUCUUCCUCUCUGUCUCUCUCUCUCUUUACUUAUUUAUUUUAUUGUGCCAUGGAAGAAGUUUGUUUCAUUAGAGUGUUGACAGAAUUAAUACCCUGCCCCCCAUUUUUGCUUUUUUUUCUUAGAAAAAGUAGCGUUUUGCAUUUUGUGUAAAGUAUGAAGUCAUAUUGGGACUGUUGCUCGGUCCCGGCUCCUGCCAACCUAGCAGUUUGAAGCACAUCAAAGAGCAAGUAGAUAAAUAGGUACCACUCUGGUGGGAAGGUAAAAUGGCGUUUCCGUGAGCUACUCUGGUUCGCCAGAAGUGGCUUAGUCAUGCUGGCCACAUGACCCGGAAGCUGUACACCGGCUCCCUCGGCCAGUAAAGCGAGAUGAGCGCCGCAACCCCAGAGUCGGUCACGACUGGACCUAACGGUCAGGGGUCCCUUUACCUUUCCCUUUUAUGAAGUCAUAUUACUAGGUUUGCCCGCUAGCAUUAGGAAACAUUUAUAUAUAUAAAUAUUAAAGUGAGGCAGGGAGUUCAGCAAAUCGAAAUUGUGCCGGCUGAGACGUGGAACUCGCAAGGGAACAAUUCGCCCACCAUUCCUCUCUAAAUGAAACUGGGCUGCUUAAGGAAUAACACCCCCUCCUGCUCUUCUGCGUCAGAUUCAGAUCGGACAAUCGAGGUCUGCCACAACACCUCGUCCAACUCCUUAAGCCUGGUGCCUGUUCAGGAGGGGCCAACCCCUUUCCCUCCUCCUGAUUCAAGAAACGAUAGCCGAGACCACAGCGGGCCUCAGGAGUACUUCCUGGUCUUCGUCGGCUGCUCCCUCAAAGAGGACGACAUCAAGGACUGGCUGAGGCAAACUGCAAAGCAGGUGGGUGACCGUCUCCUUUUGGGAGAAAAUUCCCUUUUGGGAGUCCAGCAACAGAGGCUCACAUCUAAUUCCCAAUUAGUCAGACUUCAUUAAUGCAUUACCAAACAAGGAGUCUCUGAGGGCAUUUCCACCAGCACACAGCCUUUAUACCAGCUUUUCUCAAACUUGGGUCCCCAGGUGCGGCUGGACUACAUCUCCCAUCAUCCCUAGCUAGUAAGACCAGUGGUCAGGGAUGAUCACCUGGCCCUGCACAUGAAGAGGCAUGUGUGAAGCAUGGCCUGCUCCCUGGGACACCUGGGCAGGAUGUGGUAGGGAUGAAGUAGACAGGACAAUGGGGCAGGGAUGCAAAGAGACUCUGAACUCUAUGAAGGGAUGGAAUAUUUUCUUACUGGACAAAGAAAUUAACAACUACAGUGGUACCUCUGGUUACAUAUGCUUCAGGUUACAGACUCCACUAACCCAGAAAUAGUACCUCGGGUUAAGAACUUUGCUUCAGGAUAAGAACAGAAAUUGUGCUUUGGCGGCACGGCAGCAGCAGGAGGCCCUAUUAGCUAAAGUGGUGCUUCAGGUUAAGAAGAGUUUCAGGUUAAGUACGGACUUCCAGAACGAAUUAAGUACUUAACCCGAGGUACCACUGUAUAUGACAUUUAGAAGACAUCUGAAGGCAGCCCUGUUUUGGGAAGUUUUUAAUGACUUUUUUUAAAUAUACAGUGGUAUAUUAAACUGCUUUUCUUUGCAUUUGAACUUAAUACAGUGCAUGCAUUGAAUCAGAAACACUUCUCUGUUAUCAUUAUUUAUUACAUCUAUAUACCACCUUUAUUUCCCGAGGAUCUCAAGGUGGUGUACAUGGUUCUCCUCCUCCUCCCCACUUCAUCCUCUCAACAACCCUGUGAGGGAGGUUAGGCUAAGAGAUGGUGACUGGGAUUUGAACCCUGCUCUCCCAGGUCGUAGUCCAGCACUCUGGUCUAACCAUUACGCCACACUGUCUCAUAGAUGUUCAUGUUAGAUUUCCAGCCUUGGAGCAUUGAAAUACCGGAAGAAUUAUUUGUGUAGCACCGUCUGAUUGCCGGGUUCUGGUGACCAUAGAUUCCUCUCCAAUUCCGCUUGCCGUUGAGGAGUGGGUGGGAUCAAAGCGCAAGGGCUUCAAAGCACAAUGCCUUCCUCCUGUUUUGUGGAUUAGUUCCACAGUUGGGUUUGUUCCCCCUUCCCCCCACCCUUAAACACACACACACAAGUUAUGUAUCUACCCAAUUUGCAUAUAAAAGAUAAAACAUCCUUAGAAGCUUGACAUUUAAAAAAUUCAUAAACAGCAUUUGUAACAAGAUCACAAUCCAGCAGCUGUGAUUCAGAUAGUUAAUGUUUGUCAGUGCCACAUAUCGCAUGGAAAUAAAUAUCUGCAACCUUAAUCAAGUUAAAAGCGAGAUUUCUCUGCCCUCGAUGCAUGUCAGGUCUUUAUUUUUUUAAAAUAAAAUCUUUUGAGAGUUUGCUGCAUUAGGGCACACUAUGUACAGUACAGUGGUACCUCGGGUUACAUAUGCUUCAGGUUACAGACUCCACUAACCCAGAAAUAGUACCUCGGGUUAAGAACUUUGCUUCAGGAUGAGAACAGAAAUCGUGCUCUGGCGGCACGGUGGCAGCAGGAAGCCCCAUUAGCUAAAGUGAUGCUUCAGGUUAAGAACAAACCUCCAGAACAAAUUAAGUACUUAACCCAAGGUACCACUGUAAUUUUUUAAAUAAUAAUAAAAAUAAAAUUUUAUAUAUCCCGCUCUCGCCAGCCAAAGCCAGGCUCAGAGCGGCUAACAACAGUAAAAUGAUAAAACAUUCUAAAAUCAUUUCAUUAUUAAAUUAAUUCAAAUCAGAUUAAUGGCAACCAUUGGGCUAGAGUUCUGUGAGGAUUGCCAAAGGAGGGAGUCAGGCUGUGCCCUGGCCAAAGGCCUGGUGGCACAGCUCUGCCUUGCAGGCCCUGCGGAAAGAUGUCAAGUCCCGCAGGGCCCUAGUCUCUUGUGACAGAGCGUUCCACCGGAUCGGGGCCACAGCCGAAAAAGCCCUGGCUCUGGUUGAGGCCAGCCUAACCUCCCUGUGGCCCGAGAUCUCCAAGAUGUUUUUGUUUGAAGACCAUAAGUUCCUCUGUGGGACAUACCAGGAGAGGCGGUCCCGUAGGUACGAGGGUCCUAGGCCGUAUAGCUUGUUCAUAGAUUGCAUUUGAGCUAUUCUAAGGGAUUCUGGUCACAUCUGCAGCAUACAUUUAAAGCACUCUUAUAGCACUUCGACAAUUGUGUCUCUCUGCCCCCAAAAGAAUCCUGGGAGCCGUAGUUCUUUAAGGAUUCCGACUUCCCAGCACCUCUCGCGAAGCGCAGCUCCCAGGAUUUUGCACGGCUGCCCAAGAGUGCUUUAUAUAAGUGUUGUGUCCGUGACCUCGGUUCAGUUGGCCCAAAUGGUUUACGGUUCUAGGGUGGCCUUGGGUUUCUAUAACUGCUCAGUCCUGAAGCGCUGGGUGCUGCACCCGGCCUUGUUUUCUCCAUUUGCAAAACGUGAACGAGGACACUGGGAUGGCGGCUAUUUGUAUGUAAAGGCUUCAAACCUACACAGAAGAGCCUUUGGGCUGAGCAGGGCUCCAGGGCCCAGCAUCGCAGUGUCGGAGAGCUAUAUAAAUAUUCAGAGUGAUGGGGAACUGUGUGGCUUCUUUGAAAUGAUGGUCUUGUGAGAAGCAGCCUCUUUCAGUCAAAAGAGUAGGCUCUCCAGGCAACAUGUGAAGGGGGUGCCCCCGAUAAUCCUGUUGCUAACAAGCACACCUGACCGGAAAGCCGCCUCAGGUAUCCCAGGGAGCCUGCUCUGGUUUCCCUGAUCUCUCCCAGUUGUCAUUCCAAGUCUUCUCCUGACAGCUCUUUGGUCCAGAGAAGCUUUUGCCUUGUGUGUUUGCAGCCUUAGCAGUUUCCCUUUGGCCGUGUUCAAAUCGCACUUCCCUUGUCUUCCUCUAAAGCAGGGUUCCCCGAACUUGGGUCUCCAGCUUGUUUUUGUUGGACCACAACUCCAUCAUCCUUAGCUAGCAGGACCCCAGUGGUCAGGGAUAAUGGGAACUGUCGUCCAACAAACAUCUGGGAAACCCUGCUCAAAUAAAUGACACACUGUCACGUUCAGAAGCAGUGAACUGGGCUUUUCUGGUGUCUUUAUCCAAACACAGAAACCGCAGAGGAAGGCUCUGAAAACCCGGGGCAUGCUGACCUCGCAGGAGAUCAAGAACAUCCAUGUAAGUCAAAGCCAAAUACGCCUUUCCUAUUCGUUUUUUUUUUUUUAAAUUAUUAGUUUUUUAACAUAUCAUUUUCAAAUAAUUAAACACACUUUUACAUCUUAUACAAUUUUUUUGGACUUCUGUCAAUCACAUCUGAAAAUUUUCCAAUCUAAUCACUUAAUAUACAUUUCUGACUUUCACUGUUACCUUUAAAUCUUAUAACUAACCUCUCUUCUUUCUCUAUUUUGCAAUAUUUCAUAUAUUUUUCCUUACAAAACUUCUUGUAGUCCUACUAGCAUAAUUUGUUGAUUACAAUUGUUCUUCAAAUAGUUCGUAUAUUUUUUUCCCAAUCUUCUGCAAAUCACUGGUCCCACAGGUUUCGAAUCCCUCCUGUCAUUUUAUCUAAUUCUGUGUAGUCCAUUAAUUUUGUCUGCCAUUCUUCUUUCGUCAGAAUUUCUUCUUGCUUCCAUUCCUGGGCUAUCAAUACUCUUGCCACUGUUGUUGCAUAUAAGAACAAUUUAACAUCUUGUUAAUAUCCUCGCCUAUAAUACCAAGUAAAAAUGCUUCUGUUUUUUUUUUUAAGAAUGUAUAUUUCAACAUCUUUUUCAUCUCAUUAUAUAUCAUUUCCCAGAAUUUUUUUACUACGCCUUUCCUAUUCAAGGGCAGGGGGCAACCUUAGCUCAGUGGGCAGGACUUUAGCUGAAACUCCUGCAUUGCAGCGGGUUGGACUAGAUGGCCUUUGGGUUCCCUUCCAACUCCACAAUUCUAUGAUUCUAUGACUACUGAGGGGAUGAGAGAAGGCAGCCUUUUACCACCAGUCGACACAAGGCAGCCUUAAAGUCCCUCCCACUGAAGCAGCGAUUCCUGUAACCUUUUGUUGUUGCUGUUGUUGUUGUUGUUACAUUGAUAUCCCAACCUUCCUCCAAGGAGCUCACGGUGGCCUGCACAGAUCUUUCCCCUCCCCAACUUCAUCCUCAACAGCCCUGUGUUGUAGGCUAGGCUGAGAAGCAGCAACUGGCCCGAGAACACCUAGUGAGCCUCCUGGCCAAGCGGAGAUUCAAACCCUGGUCUCCCAAGCCCGAAGCCAAUGCUCUAACCACUAUGCCACAUUGCCUGCUCUUUAAACACAGAGGGUGAUGUUCAGAUUUAUGCUGAAAUUAAUGGACCUCCUUUAGUCAUGUUCCUUAAUUUCAGCAGGCCUACUCAGGGCAGGAUACCACUCGGAAGAAACAGAGAGCCCCGCAUAUAGAAAGCGAAGCUAUUUUUAGCCUCUGCAAAAGAUUUCCUUCCUUGAGCAUAGCUGCUUAGCUGUGCACAUUUUCUCUCUCGCCGGAGACUCGCCCUGUCAGCAGUUCUGACAAAAGACUCCUGAAAUAUGACUGUGCGUUCUUGCGAGCUUGCGAGUGAUAGCUUUGCCUUCCAACGCAGGUGAAACGCCACUUGGAUCCUCUUCCAGCUGGCUACUUCUACAACGGGACGCAGUUUGUGAAUUUCUUUGGCGACAAGUUGGAUUACCAUCCACGUAUCCUUUUAAAAAAAGAAAAGAAAAGCAUGCAUCUGUGCACUCUGCAAUCUGCUCAGCUCUUCAGACCCUUUGGAGCCAUAUUGUACCAGUAAAGCUUUGGACUGUCUCUAAAAGCAACUGGGUAACAGCAGGCAGCUUCCUAGGUAAAGGGACCCCUGACCGUUAGGUCCAGUCGUGGCCGACUCUGGGGUUGCGGCGCUCAUCUCGCUUUAUUGGCCGAGGGAGCCAGCGUACAGCUUCCGGGUCAUCUGGCGAACCAGAGCAGCUCACGGAAACGCCGUUUACCUUCCCGCCAGAGCUUUACCUAUUUAUCUACUUGCGCUUUGACGUGCUUUCGAACUGCUAGGUUGGCAGGAGCAGGGACCGAGCAACGGGAGCUGACCCCGUCGCGGGGAUUCGAACCGCCGACCUUCUGAUCGGCAAGCCCUAGGCUCUGUGGUUUAACCCACAGCGCCACCCGCGUCCCAGGCAGCUUCCUAGGGUGGCACAAAGUGGAGGCAGGUGUGCAGAAGACCCCGAAUAGUCGCAUUCAAUCUCCUCUGGGGUGCUGAGCUCUGGGUCCUUGUUUCUGGCAGGCUGUUUCAUUACAGAAAAGAAAGCCUAGUUUGCUUGUGACAAACUCAAACGUGGGCUGUAAACUGAGGUGAGGGAUUUGUCUCCAGGCUGAGGGCCGCUUUGCCUUGUGUGCAAUCUUCUGAGGGCCACGUGCCGGUGGGAGGGAGGGCUAGAAGCAAAAUUAGGCAGGGCAAUAACGAACGCACAGUUUUGCUUUCUACGUUAACUUGCGCACGCGAAACACGCCCCUCUCCAUCCCCCACCCAGGCCAAGCACGAGGCAUUAUCAGAGUCCAAGAACACCUUCCAGCCUGGCAGAAACAGUUUAAGGAGUGAAGCAAGGCUUCUGGGGGGGUGGGGAAGAGUUCUGCGAGCCGGGCGGAUAGGCCUGGAGAGCCACAUUCUGCCAGGCCAGAGUCCCGCUGUGGACCUUUCAGCAAGCAAGACUUGACAACUUCUGACUUGAUAGCUCGGUUGGUUAGAGCGCUGUGCUGAUAACACCAAGGUUGCAGGUUUGAUCCAGAUUCCUAUUCCAGAAUUGCAGGGGGUUGGGACCAGAUGAUCUGCAGGGUCCCUUCCAACUCUGCAAUUCUGUGAUUCAGUGAUUUCAGAUCAGAUUUUAGCCAGGUCAGCAAAUUGCAGGCCUUUUCGAUCAGAUAGAGCAUGGUUUCCCAAACUUGGGUCUCCAGCUGUUGUUGGACUACAGUUCCCAUCAUCCCUGGCCUGCUUGCCUGGGAUGAUGGGAGUUGUAGUCCAACAACAGCUGGAGACCCAAGUUUGGGAAACCCUGAGAUAGAGUAUCAGUAUAUGGGAAGCUGCCUUAUACAAGGUUACACUAUUUGCUCCUCCUGCCUGGGAUUGCCUCCUCCUGAGAAAGCCUCUGCAGUGCCAUCCAUAUGCUCUUGAACUGCCUGCAUGGACAAUAAUAAUAAUGGAUGCUGGGAAGUUUCAGUUGGACAGCCAACAUGUUGGUUUUCCCCCGGUCUACUCUUAUCUGGCAGCUUAUUUCCUCCAGGGUCUCAGGCAGAGAGAAAAGAGAGAGAGUGUGUCCUUUUCCCUUCCUUCUGCAAACUGGUGUUUUUAACUGGAUACAAACCAGCAACCUUCCACAGUGGAUCCAGCAAACGAGCCCCCCCACUGAGCAGAAGGUGGUGAAAGCAGAUCCAUGUGCCCUCCAGCGCUUGUGGGCCUCUGUGCAACUCUUGAUCUCUUUAGCAAGGACUGUAGGAAAAAUUCCCAAUGGAUUGGGUCCCGUGCUAAAACAGGGGGUGGGUGGGCAGGCGGUGUCACACUUCUGACCAUCUUUCAGGAGCUGCUGUGUAUUUUUAAAGCCCCCCACCUUAAAUGGCUCCUGGCAGGAUUUCUUCUCCUUAACAGCCGAUUCACCCCAGUGAUGGAUCAGUUCAUGAACGACUACCUGGAGGAGGCAAACCGUGAGAUUGAAGAGUACAACCGAGAGCUGGAGGAACUGGAGUACCACGACCUCUUUGAGCAGAAGACCUAAGCGAGACCCGCCUGUGCCAAGGCACACAACCCUUGAUGAGAUUGGGGCAAAACGUCAGUGACCAAGAAACGCUUUUUGUCCUUGCUGGCUAACAGGAAAAUGAAAUCAUCCGUUUUUCAACUAUUCUUCUAAUAUUUAGUUUCCAUUCAUGUAAAGUUGGCCUUUUUUCUUUUCUUUUUUAAGAAAUGCUGAUGCACUUCCACGUUAAUGUUGAGCUCUCGGUCCUUGAAUUCUCUUUGGCUUACAGUGGAAAGGAGAUGUGUGGCUUGCUUCUUGUUUUAAAUUACAAAGCUGCAUUUCCUAGUUUAUGAAGCUGGUCCUGACCGUAGUUUUCUGACGUCCCACAAUUGCCCCUGUCCAAAUUGCCCCUGGGGUGUUCCUAAAGCGAGAAAUGGGGGAACACGUAAGUUCUUGAGAGCUUCUCUUAACCAGCAUGGUGGUUUUUGGGGUGUUCCUAAAGCGAGAAAUGGGGGAACACGUAAGCUCUUGAGAGCUUCUCUUAACCAGCAUGGUGGUUUUUGGGGUGUUCCUAACGCGAGAAAUGGGGGAACACGUAAGUUCUUGAGAGCUUCUCUUAACCAACAUGGUGGUUUUUGGGGUGUUCCUAACGCGAGAAAUGGGGGAACACGUAAGUUCUUGAAGACUUCUCUUAACCAACAUGGUGGUUUUUGGGGUGUUCCUAACGCGAGAAAUGGGGGAACAUGUAAGUUCUUGAGAGCUUCUCUUAACCAACAUGGUGGUUUUUGGGGUGUUCCUAAAGCGAGAAAUGGGGGAACACGUAAGUUCUUGAGAGCUUCUCUUAACCAACAUGGUGGUUUUUGGGGUGUUCCUAACGCGAGAAAUGGGGGAACACGUGAGCUCUUGAAGACUUCUCUUAACCAGCAUGGUGGUUUUUGGGGUGUUCCUAACGCGAGAAAUGGGGGAACACGUAAGCUCUUGAAGACUUCUCUUAACCAACAUGGUGGUUUUUGGGGUGUUCCUAAAGCGAGAAAUGGGGGAACACGUAAGCUCUUGAGAGCUUCUCUUAAUCAGCAUGGUGGUUUUUGGGGUGUUCCUAUCGCGAGAAAUGGGGGAAUACGUAAGUUCUUGAGAGCUUCUCUUAUCCAGCAUGGUAGUUUUUGGGGUGUUCCUAAAGUGAGAAAUGGGGGAACACGUGAGCUCUUGAAGACUUCUCUUAACCAACAUGGUGGUUUUUGGGGUGUUCCUAAAGUGAGAAAUGGUGGAACAUUUAAUUUCUUGAGAGCUUCUCUUAACCAACAUGGUGGUUUUUGGGGUGUUCCUAAAGCGAGAAAUGGGGGAACACGUAAGCUCUUGAGAGCUUCUCUUAACCAGCAUGGUGGUUUUUGGGGUGUUCCUAAAGCGAGAAAUGGGGGAACACGUAAGCUCUUGAGAGCUUCUCUUAACCAGCAUGGUGGUUUUUGGGGUGUUCCUAUAGCGAGAAAUGGGGGAACACGUAAGCUCUUGAGAGCUUCUCUUAACCAACAUGGUGGUUUUGGGCGAGAAAUAGGGGAACACAAAUGCUAAAGUGAAAGUUGGUGUCACACUUGCAGUUUCUGUGACUGUACCCUUGCUGUAAAACAGAACAUCUGUGCUUCCGUUUGGUACAUUAACAGCAACGUGUCAGUUUGUUCCAGGCUGAACUAAGAGCCGCAGUCACUUCUUGAGUGUUAAGAGUUCUACUUGAGUAUUAAGAGUACGCCUUUAAGAGCGUUUCCAGUAAGUGCCCAAAGAUGCACAUCUUUGCAGUGUUGGGAAAGUUGCAACGCAUUCAGGGCCAGCUUGGAUAAAUUGCUUACCGCUUUUGGGCAGGAUGGGACCGUUUCCCGUUAGAUUCAUUGGCUGUUGUGUUGGCACGGUUUCUGUGUGUGCGCUGGAGUCAGACCCCAUGUCUUGAGUCUUCUGUGGGCUCAUUCCUGCGUGGUUCUGGCCUGUGCAAAUGACUCCUGUGUAGACCCAGCGCAUGCACAAAAGACAGGCCUGGAGGUGCGAACCCCGCAAUCUGGCCGCCCAGUGACGGUUUGCAUGUGUGUCCGCUGUGGAGUCCAAACCACAUGAAAGCAGUUGCUUUGUGUUUUUUGUGGCUGCCGUGGCCUCUUGAGAACUGAAGGCUGAAGGGCAGGACGCAAUAUGUGCAUCUUGGUAGCUGGAGCGAUUCAAAGACCCGCCUCCUGAGAGGCGCUUCUAAAACUCAAGUAGAAAAGCAAGCGUGUCAAAUCAACCUGCUUUAUCCAUCGGAAAUAACAGAAAUACGGCUGGACUCCAAAAGCUGAACCGGCCUGCGGCUUCCUAUAAAAACUUGAUGCAAAAUUCUUAAUCUCCAGUAAAUGAUAAAGAGAGGGAGCCUCAUUGGGUAGCGUACUCUGUAUCCCCAGUUGAGCAUCUUUCACUCCUGGUGGAUUCAUCCUUAGAAAAAGAGCCCCAGCUUAGCAUUCUAGGUGACGCAGCUUAGAUUUUGAAUGUUUGCAUAUGUUUUCAUUAUGCCUGUUGAAGUUUUUCCCCCCCUCCCUAGCCUAAAUUACUGUUGCACUCCAUGGGCCCUUGAACAGGCAUGAAGCGGUUUCCGUAAAACUGAAGGCCGUCUUUUUUUCCUUGUUGACUAAAUAUUAUUUUAAGCUUUCUGUGGGGUCGUAAAUGCCCGUACUACAGGUAACAGGGCAUCCUCCUAAGGAUUGUGGAUUUAUCUAUGCAUGACCGUUACCUUAGUUAACUCUCGGAAUAAUAUACUGAUAGUGCCUGGUAGUAUAAAUGGUAGCUAGCAAAUUAAUUUUGGAGGGGCAAUUGGUGCGUUUGAGCUAACAUGUGAAAAGGUAAGGUGUUCACUUCAGGUGGCUCCCACAGCGAGCAGGGGGAAACUCACGCCUGACCUUACUCCAUACGCUUUGAAACAGAAACCGAUUUCUGAAUCAUCCCUCCAGAAAAAAAGAGAGCAAUACUGAGAAGCAACUUCUCAGGAGCUACUGCACAGGUUGGCAUAGGUGUAUUGAGUGACUGUGGACCUGUGUUAUCCUGUUGCUCAGAUUAAGAGCGUGGUGCGUAGCCCCUUCCUGGGGGGCUACACAAUCUCUCCUGUCUUCCUCCCCCUUUGGAGCUGGCCUCUUCCAUGGAAGCCAGCGAGAAGCCGUCGUGGGCCAGGAGGGCUCCGAGUUUGUGGGUCUGUGCCCAGUCUAUGGCAGAGUCCAGGUCCUGAAUAUGGUCCUGCCAAGAGCCAAGAUUUAUUAGCAAAGAGAGGUUCCGGCAAAAGGAGGCCAAGUAUGGGUUGCCGGAGGUGGCACACAAUUUGCCCCUCUUGCGGCUGUUUGGCAAAUUUAAAGUCUUUCUCUGGUGAUAAGAGUUCAGGCAGCAAAGCCUGGCUUUCCGAGGAGAGGACUGAAUUCUGCUGUUGCCUUUGGCUUGCUUCUCUGCACUUAAACUCUAGAUUUCUAACAUGUGCUCAUUCGUGUAUCGGGCCCAAACUGUUGCCAAGUGUGGCAAAUAUUUAAAAGCAUGCCAAAGGCAAAGCACCUUCAGAUCAGCCACAGCUCGAUCACAUAAGCCAAUCAAGAAUUGGGAUGUCUGGAGUUUUCUGGAGGGAUAAAAGGCCAUGAUCCACUGGAAACCCUCUUGCAAGGCUCCAAAUUGAUGCCAGUGAGGGUUCCUGGUGGAUUGCGCCAAAGCCGAUGGGUGGAGAGGGUGUUAAGCAGCUCCCCCCCCCCCAAUCAACAUAGUUUAGCACAAACCCCAAUUGCUCCUCUCUAGCUUAGAUUGUCUAAUGAUCUGCAAAAGCCAUAUAUAGAGAUAACCGCGUUUGCUACGCAGCUUCUCGGAAGAUGAGGCAAACACAACUUGGAUGCGUUGCCUCACCUUCGUGGAUUAUGAUCGUAGGUUUUUAAGUGCAAUUGUUAUUAAAAUAGGUGAAGAGAUUGUAGCUUACUUAGCUCUGCUGAACUCUGAAAUUUACAAAACAGAAGCCUGGGCAGAUCCCAAAGAGCAGAUCCUCCGGCGGCUGGUUCUAACCAUUGCCUUUUUCAGCCAUGAGAACUGCUUUUGCAAGAGACUCACCCAGCUGCCCCAAGAAUUUCCUUCAGGGCAAUCCCAUGCCUCGCAGCUGUAGACUUGGCAACAGCAUUUUAUGGGACAGUGUGGCAAGCAGCAUCUGGCACACACAACUUCCUCUGUGCCACCGCGUGCCAUCCAGACCUUUUGGCUGGGGCUGGCGGAAGUUGGGAUCCCACAGCACGCAGAGGCCUCAAACCAGGAAGAGCUGCUGGAGAUCUUGCUCCUUGGCUGCCUCUAGCGGUGUGCAGAAAUUAGGCUGAGCCUCUGCAUUCGAACAGCAUCCUGGUUUGGCGAUAUCCGCCGUGUUGAAUGAUUUCUGUAGCGGCCACAGAAGAUGUGCUGGCCUUAAAUGGGCAUAUCCCUUUUGGGCAGGCAUCAAUGAGGCACCAGGAACGCUCUUGAGAGCAAUCCUCACUUUAAGGUCAGGCACCUCAUUUCAGUGCAGUUCAGUCCCUCUGCGCAGGCAGGGAGGCUGCCUCAGCCGGUGAGGAGGACCGCAGGGCGGACUGUGAGGAGGAGGAGGCUGCUGGGUUUGUUUUGCCCCUCCGUUUUUCCCCCGGGGGCACCAAAUGGGCUGUUUGGGGCUUUGGCACAGGGCCAUGCCCUAGGCUCCAUCCCAUGACUUGCCAACGGCUGUUGGGCAAGCUUCCGAAGGGGCCUUUUCUGCAGUUGGACCCCUAAGCUGUGGGGACCAAGCAGGAAUGGGCAGGGUGUGUGUGUCUAGAAUCUCCCACCCAUCCCAGUGGGACUGCACAGACAAGUCAGAGUUUUAGCAGAACAGAGGCAUGGUAGAGAGAGACAUAUAUAUAUCUCUAUAUGUAUACGCUGUACUGCAUGCUAAGUAAGAACAAUACCCCUGUAAUAACUACAAAGGCCUUUCACCAUUCUGGUACUGCAAUGACUUCUAUUUUGGUAUUGACGAAAUUUUCUCGAUUACCUCAAUUUCCUUAAUGUUCGACUGUGAUUUUUUUUUUUUAAAAAAAGAAAUUAAAAGGGGAUGGGGAGUGUUGGGGAGGGGGAUAAAAUAGCCAAAAUAUCGAAACUGUGACAAUGGGAUUCUGUUCAAGACAUAUCAGUGCCUUGCUUUACGGCACCGCUGCCGACGCGGCACAAAUUUUUCAAGCGGGCGGGCGCCGUUGGUUCCUGCUGCUCGCUCCCUCUUUUGAAGGGAAGAAGAAAAAACCAUUUUGGUGAAAGGACUCUCCACCUAGCGGAGAAUAUUUAGCACACAUGGUUAAGUUGUUCGGGUUUGUUGUGUCUUCUUUUUUUAAAAAGAAAACUCUUUGAGGACUGAAAACGAAUGAAAUACUUGAUUCUGCCGGCAUUUUUAAGGCAAUUCUAUUUAGGGAAUUGCUUCAAUGACCCGGCAACAUUUUUAUAAAGGGGUGGGUUGGGGAGCUAACUUGUUUGUUUGUUUUUUUACAAGGGGGGGGCGCGGGACUUGCAUCGCCGAAUAAAAUAAUCUAGUUUUGAAAUGUUUCAAGCUACUGUAAAACGCAGAGCACCGUUCUAGUUGCAACUAUUCAAAGUGCCAUUAACACUGUUCUUGCACUGCGGCCGUUUGCGGUGAAAAAAAGAAAAGGAAAAAAAACGGCGGCAGUGCCAAGAGUCGGAGCUUUCCUUGUGUACGUGCGUUUUUCUCGUGGAAAUGCACAAAUCGAGUCCUCAAGGGGUUUCUCUCUGCUUUUGCUGACCUUCCCAUUAGCAGCCUGUGUGGUUUCAUAUCACCUGAGAAUGAGUGUGGUCAGAAAUCGCUGAAGUUAUAUUGUGGGUGGGGAGGGAGGGGAGGGGUUGCAACAAACUUUGGAAAAACGAGGGGGUACAUUUGCAAUCCAGACUCUGUGCUGCUAGGGGCGGGUGUUGCGGCGAGACAAGGGGCUGCCGCUGAAAAUGGCAGCCGCCCUCCUGCGGCGACACAGAGACGCCAGAUCUAGAUUUUGCAGGGAGCCCUGCAUGGGAUUGGGGUUUUUGCAUAUGCAGAAUCUACUUCUCCCGUCAGCUAGGGAUCCUGGGCGCGGGGCUCCUGCACAAGUCUGCCUUUCAUCCCAGUGGGACUUUUGCGAUUCUGUCCUUCUGGAUCCUCUGCAGUGGUCGAAACGCGACAGUGUCGGCCUGGGACACCGGAGUCAGCAGCACAAGAGUCAGUUUGUGCGCUGAAAGUGUUCCCCGUGUUCUUUUUUCUCUUUUGAGAUCAUUUUUUUUCUCUCACUCCUGAAUUUUGCACAGCUAAUAAGCUCCGGAAUACCGUUUCGGGUAUCCUCAAAAGGGAAAAUUGUAACUAGCAUAGCGAGGGAAGGUAAAAACGUAAACUGUGAGUUGUUAGAACUGCGUUGCUAAAUCUAAUUUUAGAUGUACCUCAGAAAACUAGUAAGAAACUGCUUUGUCCUUUUACCUAGUUGUGAAAGACUCGCAUAACAAAUUCUUCUUUUUUUUUUUUACCAGGUGCCAAAAUUAAUUUUUCAUACUAGUUUUCAACCCG